GAAACCCCCUCUGUAUAUGUGUGUGUGUUGGAGAAGGGGGGAAUGUAUGGCUCAGGUUACCAUGCCAGGAAGAGGGCAAGAAGAGGGGGAACUGGAUGUUUGGUGUGGGGGGUGCAAGGCCCAAAAACAGCUACCAGUGUCUCCCACACGUGGGGGCGGGAGGUCUCAGCUGUGGCGAGGCCCGGAGUCCUGUCCUUCACAUUAUAACCUGCCGACGCCUGGACGUCCAACAUGGGGAAAGGGGUGAGUCCUCCUCUAAUUUAAACAACUUAAAGAGACAGACACUUUGACUUAUCCUUCUGUUAUUUAAUUAAGCUGUUCUCUGUUUUAAAUCAGCUGAUAGACUUGUGUAUGUACAGUAAGAGCAUAUGGUGUGGACACGCAUCGUGGAAAAACACUGCAUGCAUGCAGGGUUGGAUUUCUCACAGCAUCACAGUGCUGCUUCUUUUUUUUUCUUUUUUUACUCCAAAGACAGAAACAUCUCUGGAUGAUAGCUUUUCCCCUCAAUAAGUUUUGUUCCUAGCUUGCUGUUUACUUGCGUAAUUACGUAAUUUAGUUUUUAUUCUCUCCAUCAGGCCCAUUCCAUUUAGCUUUAUGGGAGGACAGGCUGGUAAUCUUCCUCACACACAGUGGGAAAGAAAUUGCUAUGCCAGACACAUUUCAGGCCCUCCACCGGCUCCGUGCUCCCUCUUUGGCUUUUUUUGAUUACUUUUUUUUUUUUUUCCACUGUGUCACUCGCUCGCGCUCUCCCCUCGUUCUCCCGACGUAUCCCUCACUCACUGACAUGCACACGUGCUGCUAAGAGGAGACUGACAGCAGCAGAUGAUUUCCAUGAUGCACCAUUCUUCCAACUGUUCCUGACACACACACACACAAACAACUCACACACACUCUUUCUCUAUCUCGCUCGCACAAAACGAGGAACCCACGCCAUGAGGGGGAAAUAUUUUCUCCUCCGUAUUCAGUGAAAGGUUUGCCAAUAGUGCCAGGAGAUUGAAAUGAACCAGCGUACACAAAGUCCAUUGUGCGCACACUGAUGUUGUAGUACAUGGCUAUGAAUGUAAAUGUGCGGGCACAAUGUGGCGACAAACGUGACUUCUUGCCUCCUGCUUUCUGUGGAGGGUUUACGGCGGUAGCAUCUGGGCCUGAUGGAGUGAAAACACACAUACUAGUCCUUAAAUCACAAGUGCAGACACCGGUAGGAGCUGAAGCGCUGAUUUAACUUCCUAGCUUGAAUAAAAGUUUAAAAAAGGCAGACUCUUCUGAAGGACAUCACCACCAGCUGUCUUUGUGCGAUGCUAACUAAACUCUUUCUCGUUUUUUUGAGGCCUCUUAAACCAAAACUGUUGCACCUGAAGCUGGUAGAUGUCUACGUUUUGUUGUUUUACACAGAAGAGAAAAUGGAUGACUGUUUAUUCUGACAAACAAACAGUAAAACAUGUAAAAGGGACUUCCAGCUGUAGCUCCUCUCUGACAGUAAAAACAGGGGGACUUUCGCUUGUUAUUCACCAUUAAGUAGAAAAUUAGCAAUAUGGUAGAUCUGCCUUUUGAACGGAUUGGAACAACAAAUAAAAACAACAUAUUUACCAAACUAAUUAUACAUAGAAGUGUAUGAGUCUGAGGUGUCGAUUGCACACAUUCAGAAAUUCAUGACAAGUAGCACCUUUGAAAAAAACAGGCGUAGUUAGACAUGUCAGAAAAAAGUUUUAAAAAAUUCUUCUUAUGCAGGAUAACAUCAGCGAAACUUAAACCCUUUGUGCACAGGGGGCGCCAAAUCCACACAAACCAAAAUUUCCUUACAGGAACUGUAAUGGGGCGCUCACACCAAACGCGAGUAAAAUCAUCUACUUUCUUAAUUCGUGCUAAUCUGGACACCUGAAUGAAUUGUAUUUAACUUAUAUUCAACGGUGAUUUCAGUGGUAAUCUCUGCCAACUCAACCGUGGGAUCAGGUGAUAGACAAAGGUUUUUUACAAUUUACCAGGUAAUCCGACCUCCUCACUCUCUGUCCUUCAUGCGAGCUCCUUUUUAUUUCGGUUUCGAUUAUUGGAAGAAGAAGGUAUCAUAUAAUUCGGGGCACCCACACACAGACAUAAUCAGUUUGUCCUCCAUUUUAGAUACCAGUGAACAACUGUCCGUUUUUAUAUGUCACUCGGCAACCUUUGUGCUGAUUAAUUAUCGCGACGCAAAUAUACCCUCAAGUUGAGACAUGUUAACGGUGCGUUUGAGUUACCUCGGAAGUCAGAAGUCGGAGCUGAAAAUGACCUCACACCCAAGUUAUCAGCGUUUUAGUUACCAAGUCGGACAAAAAGUGAAAUCGGAGGCAGAGACAAGAUGGCUACAUCUACAAAAGUUAUUUUAGCGCUUGUCUUGUCAGAAUAUAAGGCAAGUGCUAAAAUAACUUUCGUAGAUGAGGCCAUCUUGUUUCAGGCCUCCGAUUUUGCUUUUUUCCAACUUGGAAACUGAAACGCUGGUAACUCGGAUGUGAUGUCAUUUUCAGCUCGGACUUCUGACUUCCGAGGUAACUUGAACACAGCAUUAGCUUCCGCCCAAUUUCCAUCAUUCAGUGUAGUAGGAGCUUCUAAUCGUGUCUUUACAUUAACUUAGCAUGUAAUCCAUUUGCGCGAGUAAAAUCAUGCGCUUGGUGUGUGAAGACAUUUUUUGGAGGUUAUGUUAUUUAUAUGUUCUACCGCUGGAUGUCACCCUCGGGUCUCAAUAGGUGGGCUUAUUUAGGUAGGAACCUUUGUGCAGGUGACAGGUGUUUUUUGACCGCGACACCAGCUCUGUAAGAUCGUUGGUUGCCGGAUUAUUUAUGGAAUACUGUGAACACAUUGUUGGACAUUGACACUGUGGUGAGCAAUAAAUGAUCCUUAAAGGAAGAAGAAUUCAGACAUUUUUAUUUUCAUCCAGAGUAAACACAGCUUUCAAUCACUAAAUUAAUCAUUUCUAUAUGCUGUACCCUUAAAGUAUUUACAUGUUACAUGUUGGUGCAGAUUUGGAGAUUAAUAAAACUCCUUAGAACAGAGUUUGAUAAAUUAGAGGAUCGACUGUGUCAACAAAGUCAGGAUAAGUGAGGAGCCAUACAAAAGAGGAGAGUUGGAGUAAAAUUAACCAAACAAAAAAACACCAACAGAGAAGAAAUUCAGGACUUUAAUGACUGUAACUAAAAUCAGCACUGGUGCACAUGGAACUUUGGAGAUCCUUAAAUCCUCUAAUGUGAAAUUAAAGCAAGAAAGCAAAAGAUGAAUACACCUUUGACUGUCGUUUAUCACUUUGAGAAACUUUGGAGAAAAGCACUAAAACAAAGACAGAAAAGUUAUCAAAGCUCUUUUUUAGCUGGAUUUGAAAUAGAUUGAAUUGAUAUUAGUCAUCUUAAUGAGCUCUUACAUCAAAUUGAUGAGAAAUUAGUCUUAUUUUUUGUUAUUUUGGAUCCCUGAACCUGCUGCUGUUUGGUACUACACACUGUCAAAACACUUUGUUUACAUUUUUACUGUUAAAGACAGCAGGAUGAUGAUUCUUCACUUGAAAAUACAGCUUUCACAAGUGUAAAACAAUAUAAGUGAAGAGGCACUAGUUUGCCUACAGGUGGCGCCAAAAUCAACACAAAGUAAGAGUCGCCUAUGGUAGCUUUAACUUUAACUUUGAUCUGAGUUGCAGAUCUGUGAGACUGGAUCCUUCAUGAAGCUUCUGAUUGAGUUUAAACUACUGACUUAGACUUCCAGGAGUGCGCAGUAAAAAUAAUCAACGUUACCCCUCACAUGCAUGAAGCUUAAAGCCUGUUUUUUUAAAUAUAAGGUCUCAAAGUUCAGGUGUGAAGACGGAGCAUUAAGUUGUCAGAGAAAUAAACACUUUAAAGUCGACUUAAAGCUAUUUUGAGUGGGUUUUUUUUGCAGCCUGUGCGCUCAAAGUUAUUCCUGGAGAAAAAUCUCACCUUGCAGCUUUUAUCUGUCUAAUGUACCUCUCAGUGUGAAAGAGUGCAGAGAGCGAAAACAAACAAAGACUCUUACAGUCUUCUAGCUCUAAAUCACUUCAUCAGAGUCUGACCCAAGGGCAGAGGUGACAGGCAUUAAAACAAAGAUUGAAAACACUCGCGAUAAAGUGGCGUCAGUCUUUGUUAUUUAACCACAUAAGGACUCUUUAAACUUCAAGCACAGUUACUGAGAAUUGGUACUUUCUGCUUUUAAUGCUAACCUGUCUCUCUCUCUCUCUCUCUCUCUCCCCACCUCUGCAGUGUGGUGCCGAAAAUGGAGGCAAGAGGAAGAAGAAGGACAGGGAUUUGGAUGAGCUGAAGAAGGAAGUGGCCUUGGUAAGAAAAACAAGCUGUCAGAGCUCCAGCCCACACUCACUCUGCUCCGUGAUUGAUUCCAUCGCCGCUGCUCCCAAACCAUCCCCAAAUAGCGCCACGCUGAAGACACCAGGUUAUUUAACAAGGCUAUAAAUGAAAACCCUGGCCUGUAAACAAAAAUGGCAGUCCAACCUGCUUAGUGUAGUCGCUUGUAGAUGAGCAGUAAGAGAGCCUGUCCUCUCCUAUCUCCUCCUCCUCCUCCCUCUGGCUGCUCCUCUUUGUGCACAGAGAGAUACUGAAUAAUUUGUGGGCCACCAGCAGUGUACUGCAGAGUUUUUGUCUCGAGCAGAGCUGUAGCUCUUUGAGGUGCUGUCAAGACGCAGCCAAGCGAUGCCCAAGAAAACUGGGGUAAGUUUGGCUGCACACAGCAUCUCUGAUAAAGCCGCGCUUGUCACUUAUCAAGUUGGCCUGUGACUGAUUAAAGGGACGAAUUCCCUUGAUGCUGUCAGCAGUACAGGACUAGUUUUGUGAUUAAGUGUUUGUAUUUAAGUCUCACCAUCUGGAAGUGAUAUCCUACAUUUCUGACCCAGAAAGCCUUCGAGCAACCGAAGCGAGCCCGCUUUAAAACUCAACUUGUCAAACGCGGCUUCUUGAUCUGCGCCGAAAUAUGUCAAAAUACGAAGCAACUAAUGUAACCGCCGCCGCUCUCUAACUUUUGGUGUAUAGCGUGGGGUUUUCAGCCAUUAAUCAAUAUGAAAAUCAGUGUUUUAGCGUAAUACUAAAACCGCCCUUAAAGCAGUGUAACUCCUAAGUUUUAAUGCCCUCCUCAUAAAAGUCACAUUAAAAAAAGCAGAAUGACUAUAAUCCAGGAGAGGUCGGUAUCUUAAUGAAACACAGAAUGAGGCCUAUAAGUUACAUGCACUUCACACAUGUUUACAAAGUUUGCACCAAGAGAUCUCAGGGUUUCAACUCUGAGGUUCAGUUUUGGGUUGUAGGGUAGGUAAAACUACCCUAAAACUGACCCUCAUCAGAGACCAGAGGGUUUGACCCCCUGUUGUUUAGUGUCUACUAAUAACUUUAUUUAUAAAGAACUUUUAAAAACAAGAGUUUACAAAGACGUGGGGAAACAACGAUGAAAGAUAAAAACAACAAGAGAAGACUAGACAAGUCUAAAACCCAGACGACAUGUCCUAAUGAGACACUAUUGGGAAUAAAAAAAUAAAAUAAAAUAAAAUACAAUGAAAAUAUGUGGAAUCACCUGAGCUGAGACCUCAUUAAAAAAGACAUCACAAGAACCCGCAAUACCGGGCCAACGCAGGAACCCUACUACAAAAAACUCAGACCAAGGGGACUGAACUUUAGAAAGGCAUGAAAAAAAGACGGAAUAAAAACUAAAAACAUUGAAGGUGUGGUAGUCAGGAUCUGAGGAAGUGCCAGUUUUUAGGAGAAAUCUUGAAUGUACUGUCAUAUAUUGUAGCACGCUAACUUUGUUUGGGCUCCUGGCUGACACGGGGGAGGAGCGUCCGCCUCACAGCCAAUCAGGUCGAGGGAGGCGGAGAAUAGCUUUAUUUAUAGUCAGAAAGAGCGGAGCGCUCUGACAUUUUAAAAUGUUGACUACAUAGACAUAACAAAACACAGCGAUAUCGUGAAAUUAGAUAGAUAGAUAGACAGACAGACCUUUAUUGUCCCUGGGGGGAAAUUCAUUUUCACAGACACUGGCAUGGACACAUAGACUUAAGGACAACAAGGCAUGUCACAAAAUAAGAGACAGGGGGCACACAGGACAACACUAUACUAACAAUAAGGACAGGACAACACACAUGCAGAUUAGGCAGGGGAUUAUCUCUGCAAACUAUUCAGGGCAGCGAUUGCAGAAGAGACAAAGCUCUUGCUGAUUACCAAAUGUCGUAAAUGACUAAUAUCUAUUGACUGAUAUUAAAAGCUUUUUUGUAUAUACACCACAAAAAAGAUGCUUCCUUAACGGAUUCCUGCCUAAAACUAAAUGUAAAGGAUUAAGUCAGAGGAAGAGAAAGUGAUAUAAGUCGACAUUAGAUUAAAACAAGUCCAUAAAAGUGCGUUUUAAGAAGUGAUUUAAAAGCAGUGACUGAUUCUGCACGCCUUAUCUUCUUGCGGAGGUUGUUCCAAAGUCGAGGGGCCCUUUAGUGCCUUAAAAGUAUUGAGUAAAAUCUUCAAAUCAAUUCUAAAAUGAGCUGAAAGCCGAUGCUGAAGUAAGGGUGAUGUGAUAUCAUCUGUUAAGAAAACCUUGUUUAUUGAACAUCAUGUACGCUAGUUGCCACAUUCAUGUUACUUUACAAUAACAUGUGUGACAGUACUCAUAAAUCCCCGACCCUGAGGCCCUCUGAGCAUAAACGGCCCUACAUGGUAAACUAAAGACUGCUGCAUUUCCGAGAAUGGUGAAAAGUUUAAUAUUUGUCUGCGAGCUUCACUGGAAAUGAGCAGAAAUGACAGAAUGUAACUUAUUUAAAAACACUAAAGACUGAUCUCACGGUGACACUCUGAUCGUUAUUUUCUUGAAGCUUCGGGCCGCAGAACCAAAACUGCACAAUUUAAUGAGUCGGACAUGUUGCCUGCAGACGACGCCUGAUCCGGUUUGGUUGUAGAGUAAAAAAAACAAACUGUUGCAUCAUCACAGGAGCUGGCUGUUGAUCGUGUCCAAAUCACUUCCUCCACAUUUUAUUGAAUAAUUUGAAGCUGCAGGGAAGGAGACAGGCGGGUGUUUUUACUGUAUUAUGAGGACAUAACUCCUCAGUCUGUGGAGCCGACACCCUGCCGACAGAUGAAAUUUUUGUUGCUCCAGACAAGAACCAAACUCCUUCGUCGCCGCGGGGGGAGACGCCUCAAUAUGGUCACCUACAAGGAAUAAUUAAUUUAGAUUUUAUUUGACAUUUAAAGGAGAGAAUAUGAAUAAAUAAGCGCAGUAAAAUCUGGAACUUAAUCACACUCUUUAACGGUGUCAGAUGUGGUCUGUUUUUGGAGUCUCUCAGGUUUAAUUGGUCUUCUUUUAUGACUGUUUUGAUUACGUUUCGCAAAACUCACCAAGAUAAGCGCCUGUGCAGAGCAGUGGUAAUUUGUGAUGCUGCUAAAUGGAGUUUAUACUCCACAAGUAUGGCAGGUGAACUCAAUAUACAAUAUGUAGAUUACUGUGAGGAACAGACUCACCAUCCUCUAUUGCUGACUAAUCGUCAUCUGUUGAGUAGUCUGAUAAAUAAAACUUGAUACUACAUGUUAGGGUUUGGUGAUAUGGCCUCAAAUCAAUAUCACGAUAUACUGAGCAGUUCAACUCAAUGAUAAAUGGACGAUAACUACUCCACAAGCUGCUCACCCCCUCCCACAUUAACUUGGUCUACUACAACUUUUGAACCGUCCUCCAUCUCCUCACCUGUCUUUCCCUAUUUGUUACAGACUGGAUGGGGUGGAGUCACGUCUCUGACGUAGGACAGCGUCUUAAAGGGACAUGAGACCAUAGCCUACCUACACACAUCCAAAACCAACUUUUAUUUAUCAUUUUUUUGACACACGAUAUACGGAUAUGGGCGAAAUGACGUUGGUUAUUGUCGUAAAUUUCAGUAUCGGUAAAUUUUCGGUUUAUCACCAGGCCCUUCUACGUGUUCACGACUGUUUUACUGGACUAAUUUGCAGCUGUUUUAACUAAGUCUUCAGUCAAAGGUGUGAAAGCACUCAGAAAACACUCAGAAAUGAUCGCAGCAUCUGGAGGUAAACUGUGUCAAACUGGUCUGCAGAGUGGGACUAACAAUAGCAGAGCUUGCACCACCAAAAAACUAUGGAAAAUGAAAAAUAAAGUUUGGAAAACUAUUUAUGCUUCCAGACUGUUACCAUCGUUCUAAAAUACUGUUUUUCAAAAUAGAAAAGUAGGCAUUUCCAAAAAUAAUUCUAAAAAGUAGAGUAUGGAAAAGAAUGGAAAUUCCAGCUGUGUAGGAACCCUGCAUUUUGCGGCUAUGACAAUCAGAGUAUCAAAAUUAGUUUAGCCGAUAAUGUUUCAACAUGCAAAUCCCUGUUUACAUCUCUGUUUAAAUCUUUAAAUGCAUAUUUAUGAUCUAAUAUGGGAGGACAUGCAGCCUAAUCAUUGCUAUGUCUCUUAAAGCGGUUGCUUGUGAUCUGGCGCCAUCUUCAGGGCAAAAUAAUAUUACACAAUAAAACUUCUAUCAAUGCAUCUAAUACUUGUUUAUUGGUCGCAACUGUUAAUGGACCAAAUUUUGCAGAAAAUAACAUCUCAUAUAAAGUUAUCUACUCUUUUUCAGACACUGUCAAGUUUAUAAAACCCAAAAAAUAAAGAAGCUUACCCAGAAAACAGUUUUUAAUUAUAAGAGUCCACAAGGAUAGACGUCAGCGUAUGCUAAAUUCAAAGCUCAUACUUACAGUGAAAUUUAAUUUUAUAAAACUAACCCACCAAAAAAUCCUUGGAGAGAAGAAAAUUAGGCAAAAGUUACUUCAGUCUUACCUGCUCCUGUUUCACAGCUGCUUUGAAUCUGCUCGUUUUAUAAAUUCAGCUCCUUCUUUGGAUAACUAGCUCGACAAGCUGAUGACUAACAAUCUGAGUUCCCCGCUCUAUACAAACACGCCACCAAACAUCAAAACUAACCCUGAAACAUCACAAACUUCACCGGCUCCCUCCUCCUUCUGUCUGUCUGUGUGCGGCCAGACUGAAUCUGGUAAUAGCUCACACUUUGACUGCUGGAGACAGUUUCUUCACCUCCGGUUCAGCUCUGCUUGGAGGUGCCAGGCCAAAUGGGCAUCACUCUUUGAUAUGUUUUAUCUCUCACAAAGAAUGAGUUGGUGAAAAGAAAGCCCGUGGAUCCAUGUCAGACCCAGAGAAAUAGAGGAAAAGUCUUUUUUUUUUUCCUUUUUCUGCACCACAGUCAGACGCUCGAGCUCUUUUACAAUCACUGUGGUCAGUUAUUAAACCCGCUUUACAGCUGCAGCCCGACUGCUUUAAUGUGACACGAGUUUCUAAUUCAUGAUGUCUCAAAGACUCUUUUCAAAUGAUCUGAUUGGCCAAUUAAACUGCUCUGAUUUUUCUUUUUAUUAAAUCCCUGCAGGACGACCACAAAAUCAACCUGGAUGAUCUGGGGAAACGCUACGGAGUCGACCUCGCGCGGGUAAUGACACAUAAACUCUCCAUCGCACAAACAUACAACAACAACAAAACAGCAGCUGUUAUUUCUAAAAUUAAAGUGUAAUCUCUGGAAACUCAGAACGGGGAUAGCUUUGGUGGAGUUAGAUCCACCGCAGACUCACCUUGAGCUGCAUUCGUCUUAAAUCCCUCACUCGCUCACACACUUAGACUGUAAUACAACUACUUUAAACAGGCAGAUACAAACACCCUACACAAGUCUUUAAGCCGCGGCCACACUCGCUGCUUACCUGAGGUUUGACAUUGCAGCUGUCGGGAAACUGAUUUUGAUCUUUUUUUAAAGGUUGGAGAUUUAAGAAAUACGAGAUCGGACGCUUCAAACUAUCAGGGACUGUAAAAGUGUCAGGAGAGGUUUGAAGUCCUCUUAAUUUGUGCGCUCACUCACUAAAAGUCAUAUCACAACAUUUCAGGCACUUUUAAGUGUUUUCUAGACCUUGAAACUAUCAGGCGUAAACUGUCCGGAUAAAAUGUUCGAUAUUUUCAAACCUGACAGUUUUACCACAUGAACUCUUAAACGAGGACAGUCAGUGAAAGUUUAUCAAACAACUCCAACUCCAGAAAAGUUCAGACACCUGAAUCUGACUGGAAAGAGUGUAAAGGCAACAUAUGCAGAUUUUUGUUGUUUUAACUUCAAGAGUAGAUGUUUGUUUUAUAAUCUGUGCUUAGAAAAGUCAAACAGAGAUUAAAAAGAGAGAGUUGAGCUUCUCAGAUAAGAUCUUUGACAUGACUCUGUAGUGGAAAUCUCUGCAUGGGCCACUAUUAAAGGGAUAUUCUGGUGUAAAAUUAAUUUAGGGUCAAACACACCGUAACACUGAGUUAGACACCCCCUCGAGAGAUGAAUGUUGCCGACCGCUUGCUUCUCUAGUUAUACCAACUUCCCCAAUGACCGCACGAUAGCAAUACACAGCGGUCUGAGGAGCCAUAAACAAAUCUCAAACAAAACGCCACUCUAUAGCCACAAACAACAACUCGCAACAAGCGGCUGCUGGAAGAGAGUAGGUGAGCUGUGUUCAGUCUCUUUGCUGAAGAAAUUAGGCAAAGUUAGGUGUCUAGUACUAUGGCUAGGACCCUAUAUGUCCUGUUGAUGAAGUUAGGUGCUGUUCUGAGCAUUAUUAGUGGUUAUAGAGUGGCGUUUUGGUUGAGGUUUGUUUAUGGCUCCUCAGACCGCUGUGUAUUGCUAUUGUGCGGUCGUUACUAAAGUUGGUAUAACUAGAGAAGCAAGCGGUCGGCAACAUUCAUCUCUGGAGGGGGUGUCUAACUUGGUGUUACGGUGUGUUUGACCCUAAAUUAAUUUUACACCAAAAUAUCCCUUUAAAGCCAUGUUUGUGAUCACAGCUCAUCCCUUCAUUCACAAAUGCAGAUGAAAACUGAAACAUGUAAAGAAGAAACCAAAUUUUAGAAUGAUCCAGAAAUAACAGCCUCAUACCUGGCUCUGUAGUAGAAGGGUCCACACCCUCAGGUGGCUCACUGAAAGCAUUAGGUUUAUUUUGAUAUGUAAGGAGACAUCGUGGUCCAGAAAGGGGACUCCCUAGUUCAGGUUUUUGUUAAAAGAGGAGCGUAUUCUGUUAUACUUGAAAAUAUACUUUUUAUUCCUGUUAAAAUUGGAUUUAAAUGUUUUAUAAACUAAGAGAUCUUGUUUUUAUCUGCAUUUUACACAAUAUACCAACUCCUCAGGAGGCAGCGGUACUUAAUGUUCUGCAGCUGCGGCAGUAAAAUCUGCUGUUUUUGUUGAAAAUAGAGAAAAUUUCCACAAAAGACACUUUCUUACCCCAGAAUGUCUCUCCCUCAGGGACUGACCAACGUCAAAGCCGCACAGAUUCUGGCCAGGGACGGUCCAAACGCCCUCACGCCUCCCCCCACAACCCCCGAGUGGGUCAAGUUCUGCCGUCAGCUGUUCGGCGGCUUCUCCAUUUUGCUCUGGAUCGGCGCCAUCCUCUGCUUCCUGGCCUACAGCAUCCAGGUGGCCACAGAGGACGAAGCUCCCAAUGACAAUGUGAGAAACUGCUUGUAAAACAUGCACGAGUGUGUGAGUGUGAGUGUGUGUGAGUGUGUGGUUGUGUGUACAAGCACACACCACACAUAUUAAUCACCCACAGGGCCAGAUGCAGGUAUACACAGGCUGCUACAGUCAAAACACAGGUACGAAACACACAACAAGAAUGAAUGCACAAGCUCACAGACAUGCAAAGACAUCUAAUCCACCUGCAUACAUCUGCUCAGCUCUGAGAGGGAAGAAGACGGUUUAAACUGUGUCUCUGCUUCAGUUUCAGACAUUUGUUCAGCAAUGUUUAGUUUCCAUGCUGAUGUGAAGCUCUUCCCGGUACAGCAGCUCCCUCUGCUGGUCACUUUUUUGCAACAUUCAGUCGCACUCCCUCAUGUUGUUUUCUGUCUGUCUAGAUUCAUUCAGGUUUUGUCAUAAUUUAAAAACCACUCAGAUGAAAACCAUGUUUUCCUCGUUGUCUACAUGUUCAUAUGACAUUUUUCUGAUGCUACACGACAUAUCACGAGAACAGUAAUUGCAUUUCAGCGUAUUUCUGCAGACCCAAACAGCAGGUUCAGAUACAGUGAGAUUUCCUACGUAGCAAAUCCAAGCUCCGCCCAAGAGCCCCGCUAUGCAGUCUACACUCAGAAAAGUAGACAGGACGAUUGUGGAAUAAGCAUGUGCGUUAGCGGAUUGCAAUGCUCGUAAGAAAGCUAAUUAUGAUAUCAACGGCACAGGUAACGUGAUUUUGGCGAAAAUCAUAAUCACAAUUUAGAGACCACUGAGAACACUUAAAGUAGUAAAAAAAUAAAAUGAUAGGAGUGGGAUUUUAAGGACCCUUCUGAGUCAGAGGAAACCUGCGGCUCACAUGCAGCUCUCACUCUGCAGAGCGCACCAAUAAGAGGAUAAUGACACAAUCCAUCAACUGCAUGAGACAUUAACCUUAUCGAAAUAUAAAAACUCUUUUUAUUGGACUAAACAGGCUAGUCUGAGUGAGAGUGGAAAAACUCGAACCUCUCUCCAAUGCAUUCGCUCCAAAUAUACGUCCUUGUUCACAAUCUUCUGCUUGAUUUUUGGAUCCCAGUUAAUACACUUGCCUUUAAAACGGGUGACUAAUGCGUCCUAAGCAGUGUUGAAAUAAGCUUGUAUACAGAUGAAUCAAACCAAAUCUUUAAUGACUCAUUUAUUUUGUGACUCAUUUUCCAUAAUGCAGAAAAAGGAGACAUUUGAAAUGCACAAACGAAAGCGUGCACACAUGAUCAGCCCACAUACUGUAUACUAUCUCUAGAUUAAAACCAAAUCCUGAAUCUGACCCCCUUCCCCCUGAUCAAAAAUCUAUUUUUACCCCUGUUUAUGACCUCUAUGUGACCAUCAAAGCCUUUUGACAUCUAAAUCUCCUUUUCGAGGAGGCAUGGCCAAAAUGGCAGCACAGGCAGAUCACGUGCGCCAUCAGCGAGCCAACAAUUAGUGAAGGGAAAAAAAGCAGGAAAGCCAGAGGGAGGGAGGGAAGGGAUUUGAGGACAAGAGAGGGAGAUGAAGAGGGACUUACACUACAGAAGACACACACAAGAACACAUCCGAUUUUUAGUGUAAAAUAAGGCGUUCACACUGACACACAGCUCCCCCCCCUCUGCUGGUGUGACGUCAAGUCAACCUGCUGACUCUGCUGGCACAGAUCCUGGCACUAACACGGGUUGAUACUCAGACCAAGCCGCCAUCCAUACUGCGCUUUAUGGCUGUGAGUCGUUAUGCAAUCAUCAUUCAGCGCUCACCAAAACCCCAGACGGCUUUAAAGCCUCGCACAAUAUGCAGCUACAUACAGAAGAUAGACACACGCACAUGCACGUGCACAUGCACAUGCACACACGUGAUAACUUUAAUCUCCCCUCUAUUUAAUCUCUGCAUUCACUGUUGAGUAUGUACAGCUGGAUGCUCCGAUGAGCUGCUUCAAAGCCGCGACUGCCUGCAGCUUCUCGACUUUGUGUUUGUGAAUAAUGUACACGGAGUUGUUUAAGAUGAAAAUCCACCUUAACACAACUUAACACAACGCCGUCGCCUUAAAAACUGCAUUUUUAUUGUUUCAAUGGAGUCAUUGAGCCGGAAGAUCACACUGUUAUCUCCAGCGUCACCGCCACACUUCUAAAGUCAUAUUUUGCACUAAAAAAAUGGAGCAUUUCUUUUAGCUUGCGGAUUGAAAUGCGUCCUCUCCCUGCAGAAAUGUUGCUCAUAUAAUUCUGCACAGCAAGAGAGCGAGAACAAAUGUCUCACAAAGCCGGAGGAGCCAAAAGUGCUUAGCUUAAAUCCACAUAAAAACAUGUAUAGACAAAAACCAGGGGCUGCAAACUGUCUCCAACACUGACAAGUGACUUUUCUGAGGAUACAAUGUGUUUCCUGGUUCAGAGGAUUUCUGCAAUGCUACCGUUGGAGAGGAGGAGGAAAAAAAAAAAGCAUCUAAGCGGAAAAGAGCAAAACAUUCUGUUGUUGCUGUCAAAUGAAAGCGGCAUCUUCCAAAAACUUUUCAGGCUUUAGGAAUUUAGUAUUCCAGGAGAACAGGACACACAGCACACCAGCUGGCAGAUGCUUUCAUCCAAAGUGCCGGGCUGUCUUGCUUGCAUCAACAUGUAACGGCUUUUUUUUUCACUUGUGAAAAUAUUCAAAAAUAAAAUACAUCAGAAUAAAUGUUCCCGGCGUCUGCAGAGUCUGGCAGCGGUUCAGAGAGUGUGUCUUGGUGGCCCCACAGAUCAGAGUGUCGAUUCUUGGUUUGCUGGGUUCUGGAGACAGAUGUUCACUUUGAGGGAAACUGUCUGAGAUGGCAGGAAUGGUGCACAAAAUCUUUCAAAUCUGAGAGCGUCUUGAGGUUCUCUCGCUCUUCACCCUCCUCUUAAAGGGAUAUUCUGGCGUAAAAUUAAGUUAGGGUCAAACACACCGAGUUUGACACCCCGUCGAGUAGUGAUGGGCACAGCGGUUCUUUUGGAUGUACUGAACCAGUAGAAUCAGUUCACUAAAACGAUUCUUUCAAAAGAUUCGUUCAUUGAAUCACCGAAUCCUUCAGUGCUUGGCGGGAGGAGCCUGUGACUCCGACCUCCUGAACUGAUUCACAGCUGAACAGUUCAGGAUUCAGUUCAGUUCAGAGCUUCUGGGACCGGGAGACAACAGUGUUUUUCUGUGUUGCUUUGACAAACAGGUUUGUAAAAAUGAACUUGUUUAUAAGUCAUGAUGUUUUAAGUGUACUGUCCUAUGGUAUACUAUUUACCAGGUCUGCUCGGUAAAUUGAGGUCAGUAAGUGAUUCGUUCACUGAGAGUUUAGAAGAAUUCACACUGAACAUGCACCGUUCCCUUACAAACCGCUGCAAUGACAGGAUGCUGCGGACUUAAUGCACUAUUUGAGACAAAGAGACUAAACACAACUCACCUAAUCUCCUCCAGCAGCCGCUUGUUUGUACAGAUACCUCUGGCGAGUCCAUCGACUGCUGCGGGGUGAGGCAGCUCAAGGAAGAACAUUUAUGAUCAUUACUUUAUCAUCAUUUUGCACUGAAGACGCGGUAGCUCUUCUGCCUUAGCAUCACGGUCUAAUUGCCUUUCCAUUAAGAAAUUAUCAUAAAUGUUCUUCCUUGAGCUGCGUCACCCCGCUGUAGUCGAUGGACUCGGCCAGAGGUCUCUACAAACAAGGUUAAAAAGAUGUUUGGUGGCUAGUGCUAUGGCCAGAACCCUAUGUCCUGUUGAUGAAGUUAGGUGCUAUUCUGAGUAUUAUUUGUGGUGUUUUGGUUGAGCAUGUGGCUCUCUGUAUUUCUAUCAUGCGGUCGUUACUAAAGUUGGUUUAACUAGAGAAGCAAGCGGUCGGCAACAUUCACAUCUCGAGGGGGUGUCUAACUCGGUCUUACAGUGUGUUUGACCCUAACUUAAUUUUACGCCGGAGUAUCCCUUUAAACACACCUUACAUAAACUAGGUCUGCCUAUAAUGACUCUGAGUCCCCCCUCCUCUGUUUCAGUUGUAUCUGGGCGUGGUUUUGGCAGCCGUGGUCAUCAUCACCGGCUGUUUCUCCUACUUCCAAGAGGCCAAAAGCUCCCGAAUCAUGGACUCCUUCAAGAAAAUGGUGCCACAGGUAAGUUGAUGCAUUCUGUGUUUGGUGAAGUCUCAGAGCUUUAGGAAUCAAUAAGCCGUCCCUCAAGUAGGGCUUACACUCCCACUUGAGUGGAAACCUAAUAAGCUUGCACAAAGAAAGAAUAAAUGUUUGAGCCAACUUUGGAUUGUGUGUGUUUGCAUAAAAACUCCUCUUGCGUUAUCCACCCCUAGCACUUCGAUUGCCUAAUUCUUUAAUCUAUUUAGGCUGUUUUCACUCCCUCCUUGUCUCCUUUAUCCAUACCUGUCUUUCCACGCUCUCAUUCCCUUUUUUUCUCCCUCUCUCUCUAUCUAUCUCUUCCUUUCCCAUACUUCUACACCCGCUGGCUCCCACUUUUUUUUUUUUUUUAUCUCUUCCUCUGACUAAAUCCUCUCUCUGUUCCCCAAACUCUCUUUCUCCCUCUUCUCCUCACGCUCCCCUCUCCCCGCUUGUCCUCCAUCCCUUUUUUCUCCAUGCCAGCAAGCGAUGGUGAUCCGGGAGGGGGAGAAGAUGCAUAUCAAUGCUGAGCUUGUGGUGCAGGGAGAUCUGGUGGAGAUCAAAGGGGGAGACCGCAUCCCAGCUGACCUUCGAGUGAUCUCCUCCAGCGGAUGCAAGGUAGGGGAGCGGAGAGGGCUGGCCCUGGGGAGUCUACAGUGGCUCGACUUGCUUUUGACUUCUUUGUUAUGCAGCACUUUUUAAACCCAUUAUUUAAUCAUGUUUACUAUAAUAGUUUAAAGAAGAAGCGUAGUGGAAUAUUCACUCCUACGUAUUUGACAGCUGAGACAUUAAACUGAUUUAUUUUAUGGCCUUAAUCCAAAGUAUGGGUUGGAGAGACGUCUUUUUAUUCUUUUUGAAAAUCACUGAAAUGUUUAUGACAAAUUUUAUGGCAACAUUUACCAACAAGCUGACUCCAAGAGGCUCUACAACAGUGGUCCUCAACCUUUUUUGUACCAGGGACCAGAAACUUUUUCCAAGGACCGGGUAGGGGGGAGGUUCCAAUAACAAAAACCUUAAUCAGUACAUAGUAUGUAGUUUGGAUACAACAAUUACAGUUUAUAUUAGGCACUUUUCAUUACACUUUAACAUCAACUCAACAUAAUGCAGAAUCAACCCUUCCUCUCUCCAGUGAACUCUGUUUCUGGCUCAUUUUGUGAGGGUUAGCUUGUGUUGCAGAUGCAGGAAGAUGACGUGCCGAAGAGUCAAGCACGAAAGUGAGGCGACGGUGGAAGUGGUGAUCUUUCAAAAUAAGAUACUGGGAGGACAGAUGAAAAGAAAAAAUAUUUAAUCUUUUUUUUUUUAAUGGCCCGGUACUGGUGGUUGGGGACCUGGUGGUUGGGGACCUCUGCUCUACAAUAUAAAUCACUUGUUGAACCUACUCGACCAAAAUACCCCAAGAUACUUCUUCUGAUUGGUUAGAAGUUUGACCUAGUAUUACGUUCUGUGGUAUUUUGGGGAGUCUUUAAGUUUGAAUGUCAAGCUUUGUGUAGACAUUAUAAAUGGCAGUUUCAAAAUUCUUGGAAGCUGCAUAUUGUAUAAUGUUGAUGCAGAAUUUGAUGGUUCUCAAAACAUUAAGUAGUUGAAAAUCAGCACAACAAGAAAUGACAGUUUCUUUUGCUGGAAGUUGAUUUGAAGCCUUUCAAAAUAAAAGCAACUAUACUAGGAGUAUGUUUUUUUUUCUGUUGGAAGUUGAUUCGAUGCCUUUCAAAUUAAAAACGAUUAGACCGGGAAGUAGGUAUAUUUUGGUCUCAUGUGAAUACAUUUUAUUUCAUGGGGCUUUAUUUUUUGUAUAUAAUGUUAAUGUGAUUUUUUUUGUGUGUGUGUGUAUUCAUGUGUUCAACAAAGACAAAAUACAAAACGGGAUGACCCUCAAACAAACUGGAGCGCGUGAGAAAGAAGGUCACCUCCGGUCCUCUCAGUGGAGGUCUGCAGCCAGACCCCUCUCAAAGAUCUUGGCUGUCUUGAAUAAUUUUAAUCAAAUAUUAGGUUUAAGUGAUCACAAACUUUGUUUAAUCAAAGCAUCUAUUUUAGAAUUAGCAGACUUUGAAAAUAUAAGUUUGACAAAGUGUUUAUCUUCUAAGUAGUUUGCUUCAUUCUGUUCCUUCUCGAACUGUUUGUUUUUGACAUACAUAUGUUAGUGUAAAUUUAUCUUUGACAUGUACAGUUGUUUGGUGUACAUAUGUAUUAUUUUGCGCAGUGUCUUUGUUUCUAGUUGUGUUUGUUGUUGUUGUUGAUAAAUAAAUAAAUAAAUAGAAAAAGAAAAAAAAGAUAGGAACUGAUAGGAACUUUGUGGACUCAGACCCUACAUCCUCUGAGAACCAUGACUAAAGCACAGAUCUUUGCUUUGGGUUGAGGGAAACUUGCUGAAGUCGUUAAAUCCUAGACCAGCAAAUGUUAGACGAGUAAAUGUCAGGGAGUCACUAAACUUGGUAGGCUUCAUCCACACAGCAUCACAAUUAUCUGUAAAAAAAAUCCGAUGUCUGUCCGCUCAGUGUUUGUGAAGAUAUUGCAGUCUGAAAGAGGGAGUUGAGAUGUCAAUAUUUAGGUCUGAUGUCAAUCUGUUAUUUCUCUCUGUAAACUUUCUGUUGCUGCAGGGUGAACAUAUCUCUAAAAUGUCAGUCUUUUAGCUCAAACGGCAUCUAUUUUUCAGUCUGUUCAACUGGAGUUUGAGCCACUGCAAUAUGACUGGGGUACUCAGUGGUAUAGAUUUCUUCAUCUGUAGAGAAACAUUGAAAAGAUAACUAAGACCUAAGACAGGUCUGACAGAACAAGAGUGUUACAUCAUUGCUCUUGUUGCUGAUAAGCCUGUUUCUUUCAUUUCCAACCUGUCAGUCUCUCCUGUGUCUCUUGGGUUAACAUUAUUUUCUUCUUUUUUCCCUCUGUCCCUGUAAAGGUGGACAACUCGUCUCUGACAGGAGAGUCUGAGCCUCAGACCCGCUCCCCGGAGUUCACGCACGACAAUCCUCUCGAGACCCGGAACAUCUGCUUCUUUUCCACCAACUGUGUCGAGGGUCGGUAGGCCACAUCUGGACAAGAUUGUCUCUUAUCGCUUCUAAAUGUCUUUUUGUAUUGCCAUCUGGAGAUCAGCAUAGUUUGACUUUACCACCCGGAGGAUUUAGGUGCAGGAUUUAUCAGACAAGCAUUUCCUCUAUCCCUCAGUAAAGUGUGCACUUAUUGAACUUUGGAUGCACGGAGAUUAUUAACAAGUGCUUCCAUUUGGAAUUCAACCAGUGGGACUUUGAGUUAUUAUUUCAGUUGCUAUGAGCUGCUGAAUGGGGAUGGAGAAAGCAUUUCAAUGGGAUUUUCUUAUGAGAAUCUGCAACCUAAUCAAUAACUGUUAAAGAGGGUACAGAAUAAAGAUUACAACUGUCAGCGUAGUACAACAAAUACAUUCAUUCUGGGGAAACAAGCCUCAUUAAAGAGGUGGUAUUGUCACUAGAUGUGGUUUAAUGGGAAACAAUGAGGGUUUUCGUCAAAAUGUUCCUAAUAUUAUGGCACCUCAACAUUACAUUAGUAGAAGUGACUGUAUGCUGAAGAGAUUGUACAAAAAGCAGAGAUGUGUUGUAUCCCCCUUCAAAACACCAUUAUGAUGUUAACUAUUUUAUAAAUUAGCAACUCUGGAUAGAAUUUUUGCCACCAUUUUGUUCUAUUUAGAAGAUUAAUUUUGUGCGGCUUUGUUCUUGUGAAAAAAUGACUUUAAAAAAAUCACAUCUUUAAUGCUCACAAAACACGUCCACUUUUAUUCCCUUCCAAUUAAUGCUUUUUGUGGGAGGGGGGAAAAGGGGUCCAGGUACAGCCCCUGAACUCCUAAUGUCAAAGAAACGCCCCUGGACACAUACUUAGCAGCAGUAACAGAUGCAUCUAUCCAGGAAGAUUGAAUCAGCCAUGACUACAAAUCUAUUUACUAAAGAUAAUUUAAAAACCAGGCUAAGAUGGACGAAGUUUUUAACACGGGCUGUUAACGAUAAUGGCGGCAAAAAGCGGCUAACGUCAAAUAUUAAACCGACGUCGCUUUGCUAGCUUGUUGUUGUCCCUGUCGCCGACAAACACCUGGAAAAGUUUAGGAAUGAAAAUGAGACAGAAGUUUGGAGACUAAUUAGAAGUAAGUAAUAAAUACUGUGCCCUUCGACUAACUCAACUUGUCGAAGAAAUUAAAAACAAAACAAAUAUUCAUCUCGUUGUUUGUAUUGUUAAUUAUAUAACUUUAGCCGGUCUCGUCUUCGUUUGGGUAAAUCAUUUUGCACGAGCGUUUACCGUCUUAACUUUCGUUAAUAACACUGUCAUUUUGACCUUUCUGAGAGAUGAGAAAAAGAUCAUUUUUUCUGUUUUCAAAUCAUCCAUUUUCUUAAUCAGUAAACAGAGACAAAAAAUUGUCGAAGUUAAAACUUCAUUUUUUAAUUGAAGCUCUUCUGAGGACUUUUUGUCUUUUUGACUUACAGGCUCAGAUUCUGGUCCUAAUUGCUCCAUAAAACUCAAAAUACAAAGACAAGUGCAAAUCUUGUCAGAGUGAAUAAACAAAGGACAUGUAUAUUCAGUUUUCUGUCUUUUUCUGCUUGACUUCUGCCUCCUCUGUAUUAAACACACUCAAGAAAAGGCAGACAUCCUCAGUAAACAAAGAUAUUCAAGCCAUGUAGGUUGUUUGGCCAUUUAAUGUCCCCAAGACUUCUUCUUCUUUUAUCUAAAUACAGUGGCGGUAAAUUAAAAUGUGUUUGCUGGACUCACACCGUUAGAGAUUACAUCUUAAAUAUUCAGCAGCAACAUUUUCUCUUCAGACACAACGUCUGUUUUACUGAAGUUUCCUCUAAAUAACCCACCGAUCUUGAUCUAACUCGCAGAUAUUAGGGUCUUCGGAUGACACUUUUUGUAAUCUGGCUGAUUCAGAUUCGUUUCUUCCUCCCUGAGUCUUCCACUCAGGCAUCUGUUCAGUCCACCCAGCCAUCAAUCACUCCCCAACACCUGUAAUUCACCUCCAUCCAUCACCACUCUUCGUCCGGCCGUCACCACCCCAUCAACCCUCCCUCCUGUUUACUAAAUACAACACUCAGCUCCUGCAGCGUCUAACACCCUGUUAACAGUCAUUUGUCUCUUUAUAUAUCCUUCAGACAAGCACAUUUUCAAAAGCUGACAUCCUCUUGACAAACCACUCUGAGAAUCUCAGGAUAUAAACAGAGUAAUUAUGUAAGAGAGAAGAAAAUUAACCCGUCUCCAUUUCUCUUCCAGGUACAGCUCACGGCAUCGUCAUAAACACCGGUGAUCGAACUGUGAUGGGCCGCAUCGCCACGCUUGCGUCAGAGCUGGAAGUCCGCCGCACGCCCAUCAACAUUGAGAUUGAACAUUUCAUCCACAUCAUCACAGGUGUGGCUGUCUUCCUGGGCGUGAGCUUCUUCGUCUUGUCACUCAUCCUUGGAUACACCUGGUUGGAGGCCGUCAUCUUCCUCAUCGGCAUCAUCGUGGCGAAUGUGCCAGAGGGACUGCUGGCUACUGUCACUGUGAGUGCUGCGCAUAAAUGCUUCUGAUACAGAUCUUAUGAAGUAUUUAUUGUAUUAAACCAACAAAAGAUUUGCAAAUAGACAUUUUCAUACGAUUUUAUUGCCGAGAACAACCUCUUCUUGUUUCUGCUGCAAGGAAACAAAAAAUAAUCCCCCCGUAGCAAGGACAGCUUAUCUUCUGGGACAAAAAGAUGUUUAGCCUCAAAAACAGUCCUAAACUAUUGUUGUUAUCACUACAGUCCUCUUUAUUUUCAGCAUAUUUCUAAAGGAACUGAACUUAACUGUGGUAAUAAGAAGUGCUGUGUAGGUGGAGAUGCUUGUUUUGGCAGAUGGCUUUUUUUUUGUGUUAAAUUUAAACUGAAUGAUAAAAAUAUAUAAAGACAAAUCAUCUUUCUGGGAGAGAUCACACUAAACACGGUCACAACAACAUUAUGAAUUCUUACCAGUUAAUAGGUGCAACUAUCUGUUUCUGCAACAAGGAGGCAUGGUCACAAGCUGAGAUAUUUUCAGGUUUGCAUUCAUGAUGAGACCUUUCUCCAGUCGUCCAUCAAACAAACAUGCUAUAUUUAUGCUUCAUUACCUUUUUCUGGCCUCAACUAUUCAUGAGCGAAAAUAUCUCUCACAGCUCUGAAUUUGAAAAAGUAAGGACACUCUGUGAAGGUUUACUAAAAGCAGAAUUUGAUGAUCUGUAAAUCAUUAAAACCCCCAAAAUAGAGCAAAGAUAACAUAUAAACAAAUGCCUUAAAAAGUUGUGUCCCUUAUCUUAUUACUGUAUUUUUCGCACUAGAAGGUGCACUUAAAAUCCUAUAAUUUUCUCAAAAAUCCUCAGUUCGCCUUAUGUAUGAAUUCUGGUUGUGCUUACUGACCUCGAACCAAUUUUAUGUGGUACACAGCACUCAAAAAUCUGUCAAAAUGUUUUAUUACGACUUCGGUAAGCUACAAAGCCGCACAGCCUGCUGGCUUGUCGGAGCACUGCAGCUACCACAGCCUCACAAAGUUAUUGAACGAGUGAAAUAAAGUUUGACUUAUAUGGCUGUUUUAUUUGGCUUAAUGUGCUUUAUAAUCCGGUGCGCCUUAUGUAUGAAAAUAGACGCAAAUAGACCCGUUCAUUGAUGGUGCGCCUUAUAAUCAGGUGUGCCUUAUAGUGUGAAAAAUACAGUAUAUGCAAUAAAAACAGAAAUAACUCUGUAGUGAAAAUCACUGCUUGAGUAUGUGUAUGUGUCAUGUAGCACAAGUUAAUCUAUAAAAUUAGAAUGUCAUUGUGCUGAAUAAACUCAGAAGAUUCUAAACUCAAAAAAAGGAGAGAAGUAAACUGAUAUCAAUAUUCAAACUCAAGAGACUCAGAUAAGGUUACUCAAAAUAUUCCAUUAAAAAAAUCAAAACACACAAAUUAAGUAACUGCAACGAUCAAAAAUAACCAGGGGUCCUUUUCCCAAUAAUAUGGUUUUAAGAAAAAAUUAUGAUUCCUUAGAGUCCUUUUCCAGGCUCUGAUCCUAAAGAAAAUCCGAGGGGGAAAACCUGACCAGGGUGACAAGGCCAGAACAAGGUUUAGACUAACAGAACUUAAAUAUAUGCACCAUUUUAACAAAAAAACUUUACCUUUAAACACUUAAAACACAUACCAUGCCAUCAAUCAGCGAUGAUGAUGAACAGGUGGGCAAUAUCAAUCACCAAUUCGCGCUCUUUACAUCCUGAGGUUAUCCGUGUUCGGGUUAGAUCAGUCCUCCUAGUUUGGGUUGUUUAAACUGCAGUUUUGGCAGCUUUGUUCAGCUACCAUUGGCUGGCAGCGCUCACGCAAGAUUCAGAGGUGAUUUGAUAAAACUCCGCUAUCAUGACAUGAAUUAUUUCAACACAACAUAUUUCAACAUCUUUUUAUCCCUUUUUUAACUUAAAUUUUUUUUUUUUUAAGAUAUUAAUCUGGUCAUUUCUGUGACCUGGGUUCCACUUAACAUCACUCUAAAAACCAUCAGUUUGUUUAUAUGUCCACAAAUGUUGUUCAAAGAGGCUCCCCACUGUAAGAGGAGAGUAACCUCUGAGCUUGUUACCAGUCCUCAGUUCAGACUCCUGCUGCGGUGACAGUGUGGGGGUGUAUAAGUGUCUUUUUGAUGGUCACAUCUGGGAAGACAUCAUUAAUGCUGAGCGAAAUAAACUGUACAGCUUUGGAGCGACAUACGCUGCCAUCCAGACGAUGGGUAGACCUCGCAGAUUUCAGCAAGAAAAUGCAAAACCGCAUUUUGACACAUUCUGACAGCGCACGGGCGUAAGGGUGCGAAACCUCGCUCAGCUGUCACGCAUUGACAACAUUUGGCAUGUCAUAAAAUGAAAAACACAACAUAGGGGAUCCUGAACUGUUGAGCAGCUGAAAUCUGAUAUCAGGAAAGAGAGAGAAAAACUGGACGAGAGAGUGUCGUUGAAAGAAGAGGAAACGCAACAGUUAACACACCGCUGCACCAACAAUUUUCAAGCCUAAAAACAUAAACAAACUUUUUCACUUUCAACUAGGGUGCAAAAUUUCAGAAAUUUUUCAAGUUGGAAACUUUCCACUGGAAUUAAUGGGGAUUAGAGGAAUAAAUGGGAAUAAAUCUGAAAUGUACAAAAUUGAAGGUUGGCCCUCAUCAAGGAUAUAGUAUAUAUAUAGUUGGGGAAAAUCUAUUGUAGCAUAAUCUUGGUGGAUUUAAUGCAAGUACACUCUUGAAUCACAUGUACACAGCACGCUGCUUUCUGCAGGGCUAUUGAGGCCACACCCCCUACAUGCACUGUGCAUUCCUCCAUCACAUGUACAGAUGAUUUCUUGGAUGCUACACUUAAGAGCCCAAAGCACAAGACAUUUGAGCCCACGGAUUAUAUAAAGUCAAGUUUUGAUAAUAUCAUGGGGUAAAUAUAUUUGACCUAUAAUAGUAUUAAUAUUUAACUUGCAAAAAUUUUAAAAAGGUGCUAAAUGUAAGAUAUUUUCAUUUCAUGGACCAUUGAAGAGGCCACCUUAAAUGUGAUGCUAUUUCUUCUGACUCCUGCAAGACAGUUUUCUGUAACCGUACAGUAAUUUAUACAUAAAUUGUCAAAUAUUUUGAAGACCAUUCCAGUUGUUUAGCCAACUAUAUAUCUGUUUAUGCCAUUGUUAAUCGCCAUUAUUUGUAUUAUUUUGCAUGGAUGUCUUCUUAUGACAAAACAAAAAUAUUUACAUUUAUAUUUGGAUAUGAUACAGUUUGUUUGAAUUAACCCCAAUUUCCAAUUAAUUCCCAAUAAUUUCCAUAUAAAGUUUCCAAUUUGGAAUAUUUACAAAACGCCCCAGCUUAACUUCCCAUGGAAAGUUUCUGGAAAUUUACCAGACACCCCUUUGCAACCCUACUUUCAACAAUUGCCAAUGCUUUUAAUGAAAUGUAGGCUUUAAAUAAUCCCUCCACCACAUGCUCCCAGGCUUUGUUUGUGUUAGCUGUGCAGGUGUAGAACUUUGUGUGUUUCUCAUUAGUGGAAACAGCCUGAAAACCCAAAACCACAAACCUCAGAGGGGGCUUGAAAUCUCUUAAAAUCUUAAAGAUGAAGGCAGACUUUGUCAUUUGCUCUUGAAAGCUUUCUUUUUUGAGCAGCUGUUUCCUCAUUAUAUGCAGUAAUUUCAUCCUUUGUUAACAUUAAAAGUAUCGAUUAGUGCAGCUUUUAACAAGCCAGUUGUUGAGCCCCUGAUAAAGUGCCUGCUGGCUCGCUGUCAUGGCUUACUGGCACACCUAAAUGGAACAGAGCCACCGUCAAUGUUAUUAGUUACACCUUUGCUUUUCCUAACUCUAAUUUACCUUCGCUGACUGUUUUAGCUUUAGUGCUAAUGAUGAUACGGAACACAGCUAAGCAGGUGAUUUAUUACCCGCUGCUGGAGUGGAAGUGAAUCUAACUUUUUCUGCAACAAUAAACAAAGUGUGAGUGGAGGAGGAUGCCAGUUGGCAUUUGAAAUGCCAUCAGUCGACAUUUCACUGGUCCCUGAAAAUAAAUUGACUUCCACUGGCUGCUGCUUUCUGGAGCUGCCUCUGCUUUCAGCACACCGCGAGUGGAGUGUGGGAAUGUUUGUUUGUGCUGCGGUUGGUAUAAUGUGAGAAAUACGGUCAAUGUGAAAUAAUGUGCGGUGAUGAGUCUUCUUCAACAUACGGGCUGUGUCUCUGCAUCGUGUUUCUUCUGUGCCCGCGCACCUGCUGUUAACCAGCCAACCAAAAUACACUCACACAUGCACACAACAGCAACACACUCAAACGCUUAAGGCAUCUGGACCACGCAUGGUUACACAUGCACAAGCACUUGAACGCACCAGUGCGUACACAUGCUCUCUCCCCACGUCGACUAACAAUCAUCCCUGUCUCUCUCUCUCUUCCUUAUCCUCUCCUCUUCCUCCUUCUCUCCUCCCUCUAUCCCCCCCUCCACCUCCUGCCUCCCACCGUCCUCCCAGGUGUGUCUGACUCUCACUGCCAAGCGGAUGGCCAAGAAGAACUGCCUGGUGAAGAACCUGGAGGCCGUAGAGACUCUCGGCUCCACCUCCACCAUCUGCUCCGACAAGACGGGCACGCUGACCCAGAACCGCAUGACCGUGGCCCACAUGUGGUUCGACAACCAAAUCCACGAGGCUGACACUACUGAAGACCAGACGGGUGAGACAGAGAGAGGUUGGAAGAGAUGAAGAGAGAGGAAAAGAGAGGGAGAGAUAGAGAUAGGGAGAGUGUGGGAACGCAGAAGUGGGAGUGUGACCACCUGCUGAAAUUCAUCUGUCCAAUGUUCACGCCGCCAACUGACAUUGCUGUUCGCACUAGCGCUCGGAUUAAUUGAGCAGCGGCAUGUGAGGGCGGAACAACCCUCGGCUACAAACACGUCUUUUCCCAGAGUUCCCCAGCUUGAGCGCGGCCGCAGAACCAAUCAGAUCCAUGUGUCAAUCCAAACGGCGCACAAACGGAGCCAAAUUUCAAAGAAGCUGUUUGCAAUAUUAGAGAGGUUUGGAAGGCAACAUAACAGGUGUCGCAUGCAUACCAAUGAGUGUGAGUCAGACGAUUGUGCAGUCGUACAAUGAAUAGCCAAUAGUGCUGAAAAAGGCUGUGCAGCUGAAACAGAGCGAGCGCCCGAGGAAACACAGACUAUUCAUUUUUUAGCUGCACAGACUGUUUUUCUGCAGCUUUUUCAGCUUUUUGCACCUCGUUUUGUCGAGUUCAACAACUGCAGCCACAGUUUGCUGCUGUGUACUCGGUGUUGCUUGACGCUUCUGUAUUCUGUUUUCACAAUAACAGGGACAGUGACCGCUCCGGAGGGCCCGGGAUAAAUAAUAGAAAAAUGAAUGCAGGCAGCUGUAAGAAGAAGACCGCGGGUCAUUUUCAGUCGGAUCAGGCGUAAGAAGGAUGAAAUUUUGAUGCCAGAAAUUUCGUUGGAGUUGCUUAUUUUUCCAAACUUUUUCCUCCAAAAAUGUUUUUUUUUUUAAAGGCAGGGGAUGUGAAAAAUCACUUGUCAUGGAAAGAAGUGAUUGCUUGUCUUGACCGACCCCUGUUGUUAAGCAACAAUAUUCAGUGCUUCACUGUGAACUGAGAGUCAAGUCAGCGGCAUAAAUACUGCAUGAGCCCCACUUUAAAACAAAAACACUCUAACACAACUCCCUCUGCUAUUCUCCCAGGUUCGGGUUUUGACAAGAGCUCUGCUACUUGGGCUGCUCUGUCUCGAGUGGCCGGACUGUGCAACAGAGCUGAUUUCAAAGCUGGACAGGAGAACUUCCCCAUCCUGAUGGUAAGAGCCUCCACCACUCCUGCACAGACACACACACACACACACACACAGGAGCCGGCGUUUCAACAAGCGCAGGCGUUUCCGAACCGAUGCACCGAUGCUUCAGUCUCAUGAAUUAUCUCCACUCUCCCAGGCAGCGGGGUAUAACAGCUUUAGUUUAAUCCAAGGACGUUAGGAGCAGGCCGUCUUACAUUAGGAUCAAAUAAUGCAUGCACAUUAUUCAUAAGACAUGAUUCCGCCUACUUGGUUUGCCAGUAGGGUGAAGUUAACAACAUCAGGGCAGUGUCAGUCGAGCUGUCACUCAAGGAGGAAGCAGAGGUGGAAGAGGUAGUCGGUUGGUAUUAAUAAGUAAAGUCGCCUUAUUUAAUGUAAUAUUACUUAUAUCAUUAUGAAGAGGAAGCUAAUACUUUACUGUAAUGAAACAGCAGCACGUUAUCCCACUAAUUAGCAUCGUCUUUGAAGUCACAGUCCAGUACAGCUAACUCCACUGUAACCCACUUCCAAUUAAAACACAGAGGACUCCUACUGUACUCCUACACAUGGGUGGCCAUCUCUUUCAAUGCAAUAAUCAGCGCAGAGGUGCCAGCUCAGCUCGGGGCUCAGCGCCUGUUGAAAAUGUCAUACUACGGCAAGUCCACUCAGACAAACUAUAUUGUGCUCCAUUUAACGAAUCAAAUGUGCACGGCUAAAAGCCCUUCAUGAUUUUCUUUAUUUCCAUUUGUUGAUUAAAUUGACCUUGAAACUUUCUCUCUGUAUCAUACAGAGAAUUACAAUUUACUGUACUGUGAUUUCUAGACGGCUUUUAUUGUAUAUGUUAACUUUUCUAAAGGAAAAAUAAAAAUAAAGGAUCUGUUUAUUAAAAGAUAGUUUUGCUUUUAUUCCACAUUUCCUUUUGGCGAUCGAAUAGAGGCGGUGGUACAGAUGUCAUUAGUCCCCUUUGAUAAGUAGCGAUAGAUUGCUUCAUAAAAUUCGUCCAUGUUUUCUCAGAAGCAUUAUAAUCCCGUGAAACCUAAUCUGUCGAAAUCCGCUUCAGUAAUGUCCGGACCAACCAUAAUCCUAUAGUCUGACGUCAUCAACAGGCGCCAUGCCCCAAGCCGAUCUGGCCAUAGACAUAAUAUACGUAGACGCCUCAUAGUCUGACGCUACCUAUUGGAGCUCACGUAUCAGCGCGGCCGCCAUCUUGGAUGGGUCCCCCAUGCGCCUCCAGUGUAUUAAGGUAGGUAGGAAUGCCCAACCAAUUUUAAUAAUAACUCUCUGAAUCUCUGCCCGAUUUUCACACUGUUUGGUUUUUUAUAUCGGCAGGGAUGUAGACGUAUUACAGGACAAUGUCACAGAUUAAAAACAAACCAAACUAUUUUUCGAUCCUAUUUGUAAUAUGUAUUCUUACAUGAUCUGGUUUCAAUACUGUGUCAGGUUUUUCAACCAUAGAGUGCAAAAAUACGGGCAAAGUUGUUCAUUCUCCACUGCCCCCAUUUGGCUCUUGAGCGAGCCUGGAGUGGAGAGACCCAUCCAAUAUGGCGGCGACGCUGGAUUACGCCCCGGCACGUAAUGAGGCCUCUACGUAUAUAAUGUCUAUGGAUCUGGCAGUUUGAAUACAUCUGGUACCUACACCAGCUUUAAAUGGGCACAUACUGUACUCACCGUGUUUUUAGUCAUUUUCAAUAAAACGACUAAAUGAAGAAAUUAAUGUCUUCUCUAUCCAUCUGGGAGGUACCUGUACUGUUGAUUCAUACUUCUCAGAAAUUAAUGUCACUGUGGUUAAUGUUGGAAACACUGACAAAUUAAGCUAACAGUAAUUACCCCAUGCUGUUAAGAAGUGGUGGAGGACAUAAUUAUAAACACUGUUAAAAAAAAUAAAUAGAUAAAAAACAGGAGCGAUUAUAUGUUUUAAAAAGGCCUGGGUGUUAAAUCAAAACAUAAACAUAUAAUUUAAAAAUGAACUUAAAUUAAAAGGACUCUUAAUUUGGGAUAAUAGCUGCGUUCAGUGUUACAGUAUCAUUUCAUAGUGGCGCACAAAGAGAGAGAGAGUGUGACUCUUCAUGUGUGGGACUAUUUAGUUUGAAAGCAUUUAGAUAAGGGUUUAUAUGUGGGUGAGUGGGUGAUUAUUACCAACUGAAGACACAAACACUAUAUAUUAAUUUAAAGAUAAUAUUGUUGAUGUAGAAAUAAUUUGAACAACAAUAAUCCGACCAACAUUACAUUUCUCCAUGUGACAUUCAUGUUAAAGACUGGUGAGCCUUUACCCACAAAUCCCAUGUGUCGUGCCCUCCAAAUAAAAUAAAAGUCGUGUUAUAUUCUCCAUGUGAUGCUUUCAACAGGAAGAGGUGAAAUCAUAAACUUCAUAAAUAUGCUGCUCUCAUUUCAGCCGAUCUAAUUGAUAUGACAUGUGUGAUCUUGCUCUUGCUUUUCAGAAUUAAUCACUAUUGUUGAGGGUUUUGACCAAUCAGGAUUAAGUAUUUAACACAAUAGGGGGUAAAGAAGGCCAGUAUUAAUAUACAAUAAUCACUUAAUGACUACAUCAAACCUUUACCUCAUGGCCGACCAAAUAGUAUCCUCUACAGUGUGGUGUGUGAUAACCCGGGGUUAUCGAUGCAAUACAACACAAAUAGGUCAAAUAAAUCAGCCAACAAGCAUGUAAAAUGGACGAGCAUCCAAUCAAAACCAGAGCACGCAGAACUCUACACAAGAGACCGGGUCUCAUCAGCAGUGGUAACCCAUCACAUACAAAUGAGCACAGUCAUGUCUCAGUACAAUUAAGACAUGAAAUGCAAGGGUCGUGCAUCAGCAAACGGGCCUGUAACAGCAUCCAUCCGUGCGAAGUAAAUACCAACACAAACAGGCGGGACUAGUCCCGAGGGAUCCAACACAUACAUUACAGUUUGAGCCAUAAAUAAAACUGUGAGCAGGGAGGAGCCUGGACUCUAAAGGAGGAACAGAGGAAGGAACUGUUGAGCUUCAUAUACAUGCUUAGAAAAAACACAGAGAAAAGUGUCACCAGUUUGGGGAUUUCAAACGUUUGUUUUGUGUCUUUAAUGAGUGAACCUUUGAUUACUGUAACAUACAAAACAAUACAAGAAUUUAAUUGAUCCCCAAAACAGAAACUUAUCCUUCUGGAAUAUCAUCUACUAUUUGUAGAGGAAUUAUAAAGUCUGAUGGCUGUGAGAACAAAAUAUCUUCUGAAGAGAGGAGCCAUCCACCACCGCUGUUCUUUUCUUAAAACAUGAUGUCGAGUCUGUAUCCUCAUGAUUGUUUCUUGGAGAACAUCACAUGGAACUUCAGCCGUUGCCUUGGAUGGGAUGUAAACAAGUAUUGUUAUGACAUGAUUGAACUCUCUUAGAACAGAUGGUGCGUUCCAUUUACCUCAGAAGUCAGAAGUUGGAGCUGGGAAUGACGUCACACCUGAGUUAUCAGUGUUUCCAUUACAAAGUCGGAAAAAAGUAGCCAACAGCCAAAAAUGGAAGCAGAAACAAGAUGAGUUCAUCUACAAAAGUUAUUCUCGCCUAGUCAGAAUGUAGACAACUCCUGGACAAACAUGCGGUCCUUCUGCAACCUCCGAACAUGGUGGAUGAAGAAGAAACACAAAGUUGCAGAAGGUAGCCUAUUUUUCUCAUUACAGGAGCUUCUACUUACUGUUUACAACCGACGCCGCCAUCUUUAAAUGUCAACUGCGGGGUUGUGUGGAUUGUGCGACUUUCCGAAUUGGAAAUCAAACCUCAGGGCUCUUUCCAGUUGAAAGUUCCGAACUGGAGCUCGGAAAUCCCAUAUAGUAUAACUGUAGUUCAACAUCUGGACAAAACAACUUCUCCUUGACAGUUAUUUGUGAAGGGUUACUCCAUCUCUUGUUAACAAAUAAAGCCAGACCUCCUCCUUUCUUCUUGCUACCAGCUUUAGCAUCUCUGUCUGAACCUAUGAGAGUGAAACCAGGUAGAUCCACACUGGAGUCCGAGUUGCUUUGAUUAGAGAGACUACACUUUCUCAGUCUUUACCAGUAUCUCCAGCUCAUCGCUUUUGUUGGGCAAAGAGUUGAUGUUUCCCAUGAUGACUGAUGGAAGAAAGGGUUUAUAUCGCCGUUUCCUAGCAGGACAACCACGAAAACACCUCCAGAUGUCUGCUGGAUUCGGAUAUUGUCACUCAGAUUUGCUUUGUCUGGAGCUGCCUCUCUUGAAUAAACUCAUCAGCAGUUGACAAAAUAUGAUAAAAAUAAAAGAAAUAAAGGAAAAGAGACCAGACUUUGCUGAUCCUUGGUUGAGCUCAGGCUCUAGAAAGAUACAAACAACCAUAUGGAGCCUCUAUAGCGAUUCUUUAGGCUAAUGAUCAUACAUCCAAUUUGUUUGUCUGUGAAACACUCCAGCACUCUACUGUUGUUCUUUGGUGGCAGGAGAUCGAGGACAAAGUAGUCAAAGUUUUGAAUUAUAACGUCAGACUUUCCCAGUGUCACUUUCAGUUUUAGUCUUUUUAAACUUCGUGACACAGCUGUAUUUCUCAGCCACUUGACAGUUCAACGUCUCUGCCUCAGUGAUCUCAAAGCUGACACCCAAACUCGGCCUCAGAUGUUAAACAACUCGCUGCGUCUCUCCAUCUUCAGUUGUGAGUGACAGUCGGCCUCAGCCAAGAGGGGACCACUCGUAAGAAGAGGUGCCGUUUAUAUCUUUCUGAAGACGAAAAUAUUGAAGAAACAAUAUCAACAGUCUGGAAAAGUGGAGUUAGAAGUAUUAGUAAUCAUGUUUUCCUGUCAGCAAACUUACAGUAGCUUUCAAACACCUGCGGGGUAAACUAGAGUAAAUCUGUCAGGACACAGAUACAGUCAAGUUCAAGCACUUGUUGAGUAAAUAAACUUGUUUUUGUUUCUGUGGCCCGCUGAGCCUCACCCACAUGGCACCUACAGGGAAAAAAACAACCCACAAAAAUAAUUUGUCAAUACCUCUUGACACUCAUACUGGCUUACACGCUUAGCCUCCUUCUCACACAUAAACACACACAUGCUGAGGAUAAUCCAAUGCACCCCUGGAAAUAACUCCCCCACACUGCUCCACAAACACACACACUGCUGGGUCUGUAAGUCGAUAAUAUCCCAGUGUUUCUGCAAACCGCCGGACUCCAACCUGAGCUACACUGACCUGAAGAAAAUUCUCUGUGUGGCUCUCAGCGACCGGGAUUACAACUCCUUGACUCUGGCGAGAACGGGCCCUGCCUCUCCGCCCCUCCGGCUGACCGGGGGCCUCCUCUCUGCUUCAAGUAACAACCAUAUCUUCUGACAGCACUCAAACACAGCAGUCAAGGCCUACGCUCCGCUACCGUUACACCAACAAGUCACCAUCUGUACCCGGAAAAAAGCAGAGAAAUGGAAUUUCCUCGGUCUAUUUACUCAUUCAUGAAAAAGGCACAAACAAGGACAAAUCUUUCGGAGCGUGUGUCCUUGUUUUGCGGCUCUCCAUGAAUGAAUAAACAGGAACAAAGAGAAAUCUCUUGUCUUGGUUCGGCCUCCGUCGAUAUAUUUGGCGCCGGGUCAAUCAGUUCAGCAUGGGUUUUAAUAAAUUGGCUCCAAGACUGAGAUGAAUCGCUGUGAUCAUUAUGGGAUUUUUAUCAAGAGGAGAUUAUAUAGGUUAUCAGAGGGGGGUUCUCUUUUAUUUUACCUCUCCUGGAUGAUUCAAACACUGAGAAAUCAGAUCCAACACGCCGGCUGAAGCAGAUACAAACCACAAAAACAAAAAACAGGAAUCCGAACAUAAGAUAAUUCUCUCUGAGCCUUACAUCGAAGCCUCCGCACCAUCUGUGCUCGUGUAAAUCAGUGAGAAGGUGUCUCAGUCAGCAUAUGCUCAAACUUUUGGAGUUUUAUAAAUGUUAGAACUUAUAAAUUACUUUUUUUUAUAAACAAUGAAAACACAUUGUUUGUGUUUGGAGUGGUUUUAGUUUCAUCAUUUGUCUGUUGCAUGUAAAGCCACUGUAUUGGUCCCGCGCUCCCUGCAGCCUUACGUGAAACACUCUGUAACCAAUUUCGUUGUCAUAAUGGAUCAUGAUUUCAAAUUAGAUAAACAGAUCAAUUCUUGUUUUUACCAUUUGACGCUUUUAUCUAACAUUAAAUUGGUUUUAUCUUUUAAUGAUUUACAGAGUGAUACAUGCUUUUGUUUCGACUAGACUCGACUACUGUAACGCUCUUUAUGUAGGCGUGAACCUGGCCUCCCUGUUCCGCCUACAGCUAGUGCUGCUCGGCUUAUAACUGGCUCCCUGUUCAUUUCAGGAUUCAUUUUAAGACUUUAUUGUUUGUUUUUUGCUUUUUUGUUGUAAACUCAGCAGCAGCAGGUGACUGUCUAACACGAGUCUGGUUCCACUCAAGGUUUCUGCCUGUUAAAGGGAAGUUUUUCCUCGCCACUGUCUCUCAUGUUUGAUGAGAUGGGCGAAACGGUCACCCUGUCGAGCCCUGUGGAGUUGUGUGGUCUGUCUCUGACUGUUCUUUUAUUGGAUUUUUAUUUGCUCUUACAGUGUUUUUAUUUUAUUUUUUAUUUCUUCAUUAUUUAUCUUUCAAAGUGUUUUAAUUUUUUUUCCAAGUGUUGUAUAAUUUUUCAAAUGUGGUUUUAUUAUGAUUCUUUUAUUUUAUUCUAUUUCGUUCUCCGACAGCGUUUUAACUUAUUUUACUGUUGAUUGUUUUUUUUUUUUUAAUUGUGCUAUAUAAACAAAGAAGUGGAUUAGAGUGGAUUGUUUAAAAGUUUGAAUUGGUUGAGAAAUUGAUACUGAUGCCUCUUUUCUCUCAUUACAAAGAGGGAAACCAGAUGAUUGGCAACAGCUUUUAAUAGUGAUUGAUGUAUUUCAUUGUACUUAAGCAGGCGCACUUUGAAAUUAUAGUAAUCCAGUAUAAGAUCGAAUAUUCAACGAUUCACCCCAUAAUUAAAUAGGAAAUAUUGCAGCUCUUGUUCAUUAAAUCACUUUUAUUUUAUUUAAGAGGGUUAGUUAUUCACAAAAGAGAAAAUAAGAGCCAAAUUAUUUGCCCAGAGGCUGUUUUGUAAUUGAGUUUACCCGAGUUAUUUGAGGAGUCAUUUAUACCCUUUUUAUGUUUCUCCACCAAAGACUUCCAGCAGAACGUAAACACUUUAAAACCCACAUUUACAAUAUAAAGAAAAGCAGUGAAAUGAAGCUUGAAAACGGUCAAACUUCGAGUGUUUGAAUCCAGGUGAUUCCUAAAAUACUGUUAUUACGAAAACCAUGAUUGAUGUAAAGGAAGUCCUCUCAGGUACAGCUUUGUACAGCAGCGUGAUAAACACAGGAAGUGGGCAGAACAACACUCAUUUCUAAAUAUGCAUAUGCGAGCGACUGUGCUAAUGUAUGUGUGUGUGUUUCCCCAGAGGGAGACGGCGGGGGAUGCGUCAGAGUCGGCUCUGCUGAAAUGCAUUGAGCUGUGCUGUGGGGGUGUUCGUGACAUGAGAGGCCGGAACCCCAAAGUGGCGGAGAUCCCCUUCAACUCCACCAACAAGUACCAGGUACCGCAGGAGACUCAAGAUCUGGUUUUUGGCUUUUUGCUUCAGUAGCUGAGGAUGUACAUCUGAGUUUGUGUGUGUGUGUGUGUGACUGUGUCAGAGGGCCCAUCACAGAGAAAGUGCGCAUGAUGGAGAGCUUGUUUGGAGUUUUGGACUGAGCAUGUGGGACUUUAGCAGUGACCUUGUCUUGUGGUGUUCACUUAUCAGUCCUCUACCAGAAGCAGGUUAUUUCUUAACUCUCAGUCCUGUUAAAGAACUAAAUCAGUGUGUGUGGAUGCUGCUGUGUGUCUCUGUUAGGGCUGGGUGAUAAAAUCAAUCACCUCGAUAUCGCCUCGAUAACCAUAAAUGGACGAUAACUACUCCACAAGCUGCUCACCCCCUCCCACAUUAACUUUGUCUAUUUCAGGCACUACAACUUUUGAACCGUCCUCCAUCUCCUCACCUGUCUUUCAUAACACCGAUAUAACAAACUAACAUAACAAAUUUCGAUAUCAGUAAAAUAUCGGGUUAUCACCCAGCCAUAGUCUCCAUAUUAGCAAAUUAGCUCUUACACUUUUUUAUCAUAAGAUUUAAUUUCAUCAAAUGAUUUUUUUCUUAUUUCAUUAGUUUUGCAGUGAUACACAGAAUGACAAGGAUUUAUUAUUUUCAGUUUGUAAACAUAUCAUUCAAAAUUAGCCCCUCCCUCCAUCUCAUCCGGUGUCAGUCAGUCAAGAAAAGCAGGAGGAUAAUAGUGACAGAGCGGUUUUACUCAGAACAAAGCUGUGUUUUUCAUGCUUUCAGCCGUUUGCAGGUUUUUUGUUUUGCACGACAGUUGUGUUUUAUAACCCAAAUUAACACACCCACAGCUUUGCAUGGUCAUGUGGGCGCUUACUUUUUUGUGUAAAAUCAGCAUUGCUUCGUUUUGCCUACUGCAGUCUCUCUGAGGAACGAAAUCCAGAUAUAACGUUGAAGCCCACGUGAAAUGCUCUUGGUUUGGAGCCAGUGAUUUAAAGUUCAGAACAAAAGACAUUCACACAUACAUUUACAGUUAAUGUUAUAAUGCUGGUAACUGGAGGUAUAAUAUGUAUGUAGAUUGGACCACCAACCUUCUGUCUGAAUUACAAUCAACUCCACUACCACCCACAGUCGUAAGCUGACCAGUGGGGUCCACAAAUAUAGCAGCUGAGCAAAGUGAUUGCAACAACCAGGCUGUUAAGUUGAGCACAGUGGGGCAGAGAGACUUUUUUUUUUGUCAUCUACUUGUAUUUUGAAAGAGAUCCUAGUUUAGCGGUUUUAUGGAGAGCCUGAACAUCCCGAUAGAAUAUUCCUUAAAACGCCCAAAUCUUGAGUUAUUUCCCUGAGUAAUGCAUCAGAGCCGCAGAGUUAGAAGUAGGGUCAAAGGAAAUGAUAGUUUACUUGUUUUAUUGGCCCCGCGACUCUGGAGCUGUUUGCUCGUUCAGGAUGAUUAGGUCCUACAUUUUUGGGUCCAUGUUCCUCUGCAGCAGCUUUCUUUGGAGUGAAGGAGACAUCUUUGUCCGGGGCUGCAGCCGCUGUUUCCCUCACAGAUACACACAAGUUUUUCUGAGGCCUGCCUUACACACUGAUUUUACUGCACAAAGUUUAGCCCAAGAAAUGUUUGAAAAAAACAGCCACUACCACAUAUUUCUGUUGGAUCAUAAGUGGAGUUUGAGAGACAUUGUUUUUCUUAGGGCUGGGCAAUAAACUGAAAAUUUACAGAUACCGAAAUUUACGACAAUAGCCGACGUCAUUUUGCCCAAAUCGGUUUAUUCUGUGUCAAAAAAAUGAAUAAAUAAAAGUUGGUUCUGGAUGUGUGUAGGUAGGCUUUGGUCUCAUGUCCCUUUUAAGACGCCGUCCUACAUCGGAGACUUGACUCCACCCCAUCCAGUCUGUAACAAAGAGGGAAAGACAGGUGAGGAGAUGGAGGACAGUUCAAAAGUUGUAGCGGCUGAAGCGGCGGCUAAAGUAGACGAAGUUAAUGUGUGAGGGGAGGAGCAGCUUGUGGAGUAGUUUUCGUCCAUUUAUUGUUAUCGAGGUGAACUGCUCAAUAUAUUGUGAUAUUGAUUUGAGGCCAUAUCACCCAGCCCUAUGACCACAUAUGUUUGUUUGCUGCUUGGUUCUUAUUCAGCACAUGAUUGGUUCAGCGCCGCACGACCCGGAGAAACUCCCCUUUUCAUUGGCUAAUCGUAGAGUCUCCCAAAACAUGUCAGAAUGCCAGUUAUCGAAAAAGCAUAUUGACCAUGUUUCAUAUCGAUAUCGAGGGAUAUUCAUUUUUAUCAUAUAUCAUUAUCGUUUUAUCGCCCAGCCCUACUUACAUGCGUAUUCAUUCUUAACCUUUUCAUCCUGGCAUCCUGAGCAUGCACGCCCUUUGACGUCGCCGCUCUGCUUUACAUUCCUGCCACAAAACACAACAUUGUUUAGAAGCAGUCGCAGCAUUACAAUGUGUUUUAUUUCUCACACUGGGCGACAAACCAGUACAUUAUGGCUGCUUGAAGGACGCCCUUUGUUGGAGAGAGGUUAACAGCCAAGUGGAGGCAUAUUUGGGAAAUCGGUUCUGGAGAAAUGAUAAAAUUCAUUUAAGAAAGAUACAAACCAGGAAUUGUGCAGCCCUACGACUCUGUAGUGGAAGCCUCAUUCGAGAAAAAGCAUCUGUAAACAGCAAAGACAGCGACAAAAUAUGUGUAAUUUCCCGAGCAUUAUCACAGCUUACACGGCAGCUCACAACAGGCUCUUCUGAGGGUCUUAAGUUAAGCUCUGUUACAUCCUUUGAGAGUCAACAGCCACACAGCAAAAACGAGAAGUUAAUACGAAACCACGCGGAGAAGAAGAAGAAGCACCUUAGUCAAGGGCGAAGUGGCAAUUAAUGCAGGGAGGAGUGAUUCUGAUUUCCACACCCAGUCAAUCCCACCCUGUCUGGAGAAUUGAACCAGCGAAUGAAUAACCCAAGAGUGAUGUAGGAGCAAACAAAAGAGCGUCUGCAUGUGUUUUGUUGGACCUGUUCCCUGACUUAAAAUAGGAAUGUCUGUGUGUAGAAGGAGAGGAGAGAAAAAAAAGCAAUUUUGUUCUGGUUUUCUGAGAUUAGAUAUGCUGUGACUCAGAUACAAAUUACUCGAGGCGGCGUGUGUGUGCUCUUCUGUGCGUGUGUGUUUGUGUGGGGCGAGGAGGAGGAGGAGAAAUGCUGAGGUGUAACGCCACAGGAAUACAUGUGAGCGUGGAUGAAUGCGCCUUCAACACGGGGAAUACAUACGACUUACCCUGUGCUCUCAGUCAUGUUGGUGUCGAGGUUUUCUUUUUUUUUCUCAUUCGCUUGUAAAAAUACGACAAAAAAUGAUCACCGGCUCUGACAUGAAAUCCAUCCUGAGCAGCACCUGGUCCUGGAGCCUUUACCUCGCUAAUAUAGAUACUUUUAUGGAGAACCAGAACCAGGAACUGUUGUUUAAAAAUCAAUUCAUCCAUGUUUAACCCUUACCGUAUGUUUUUUUCUUUUCUUUUUUUUUUCAAAGCUCUCUAUCCAUGAAGUGGAGGACAAUCCCUCUGGUCAUAUUCUGGUCAUGAAGGGAGCACCAGAGAGAAUCUUGGACAGGUUGGUGAAUCAAUAAUGGAUCGAUCAUGAGUCUCACAAGGAAGGCUGCACAACAUGUUUUCUUGUUCUUGUUCGUCAUUUAACUAUUCAUUUUCUUUCAAGGAUGGAUGGAGGGGGAAAAAAACAGACUACACCUCCUUUGAGAAUGAUGAUAUUACAUCCGUUUGUUGAUUUUUUAUUGUUGUAAAAUCCUCUAAAAGACUCAAACCAGCGUUAAUGGAUCCUGGUCCCAGCUGGUGUCUGUGUGUUUGAAACCUGAUGGAGCUUUAAAGGACUAUUUCAGACACGCGGCUGCAAUGUUGACGCACUGUUUACGCACCCUUUCAUCACUGUGACACAUUUGCACGCCGUAGUUUAUUUUGAGUCCGUCCCAUAGUCGCCCUCCUGCUGCCUUCAUUACUCACCGGAGCACCGAAUGUGUUUAAUUAAUCCGCCAGUGGAAACAGUCCCCGACAAAUUCACAACUACAAGGUCAGAGCUGUUUGGGAAAAUCUCCAGCUCCGUCUUAAAAACAAUUAGAGUUUGUAAAAGUGUUUCAGGAGGAGCUAAUGAGCUCUGGGUUUGAGAGCAACAAGCAGGGGAGGGGAUCGUUUCACCGUCAGGGUGAAAGACGGCUGAUAGACCUGAAGAAUUAACUGAUUAAAUGGAUUCUGAUUAUUUUAACUGGCAGAAACCUCGAGAAGGACCAGACUCAUAUUGAACAACCAUCUGCUGAGAUUGAGAACAACAGCACUGGUUUUACAAACUCUGCUGAAGUCUAAACUUUGCUGAAUUUGAAGAUAACUUUUGAUCUAGUCUGGAGUUUAGAUGCCGUCACUCAGUGGUGUUUACAUGCACAGCUUAACCCUCCUCCUGUGUUCGGGUCUGCACCGACCAGUUUUUGUUUUUAAAUGCUUAAAAGAACCACUUAAAUUAGUUUAUUUGCAUCAAGACUUUUUGACUUUGUCAGGAACCAAACAAAAUGAAAAUAAAAAAAUUAAAUUGACUAAAUUAUAAAAUGCUCUGAUCAAAAUUAUGGCACUUAGGGUCGCUGUUGACACGGUUAGAUGAAUAUCUCAUAAUUAAAGCAAUAACUGAAAUCAUAAGUGCACUGUCAGGCACCACACUGACAGUCAGAUCCUCUUCCAAUCAUGUGAGAUUUAAUAAAAUUCUCAUUUUGCAUGUUUUUCUCAGCACAAAAACAACGUCGGGCAUGUCUAGACAUGUGAGUUCAGUAUAGAUGUCUGUAUGAGGGGUAUACUGACAAAGAAAAGCCCAGAGGACCACAACAAAAAAUAUUCUAAGCAAUAUUUUCAUGGAUAAUGAAGCCAAACAUGGUAGCCUAGAGAUGAGAAACAAAUUGGAUGAUAGAGAAUUGUUUUUAGUGUAAUUUACAGCUGAUUUAAGACACGAGUCGAAACUGACCAUAAACAUGGUGGGUGUGUAGUAAAAGCUAACACAGGAGGAAGGUUAAUCGGACUAAGCUCAUCAUUCGUUUUCUUUUCGCCAAAUUGGACUUCUCUGCUUGUCCACGUGUCCAUGCAGCUGAGAAAAUCGAAUUGCUGACGUGAACACGUCCUCCUUCCCAAAACAAGGGGGCAAUAUGGGUCUUUUCAGUGUUGCUGUUUCCUGACCUUUUUUAAAGAUGUCUCCGUUUCUCAUUUUGUGACUCUCUGUAUACUUUACAAUGUCAAUUUCUGUCAGGACGGAAAGCAUAACGCCACUCUCCUCAUCGUUCCAAAAGUGGACAUUCUUUCGUGCUUCAGCCAUGUUGCAGUUGUUUCUGAGUCAAAAGUUCUUUAAUUGUAGCGCCACUUCUUCUCUGGUGUUUUUGUUCCGGGGUUACGGAGGCGUGGCGCACUCACACAUGCAUUGUCCAAUCAUACUCCAACUACGCUGGUUACAUGGUAGAGACAAUUGAAUUCCAAUCACAUUAUCUGGGUGUCUUAAUCCGAGUUCUCACACUCUGAUUGGAGUCGGACUAAGGUGUUUACAUGCACUUUGGUUGUCCGGUCUUAAUCGGAGUAAGGCAAUAAUUUGGUUUUCUCAAGUGUCAUGAAAAUGUACUGAGUGUUCAGAUUGUCUCAACAAAGGCAGAAGUCUGAACAUGCUGUCCUGCUAUACUGCAUGAAUAAAUUAAAGUUGGUGCAACACUUGCUGUUGUAUCAUAGUUGAUUAAUUAUCACCUCAUCGUCAAGCUUUAUCAUAUUCUUCUUUCCUUUCUGCUGCAGUGGGAGGUAACAGCUGCUUGUUUCAUCCUGUCUGUUUAGAGGCUGUCGUGCAUUAGUUAGCGCUCACACUAACACUCCAUAAGGAGAAAAGGUUCUCUCUGAUUGGCUACUGGAAGGGUAGAUGUCAUAGAUGCAACAAUAUUUUGGUUAGUUUGAACAUUAUGGGCUCUGUUUUCGUGCCCGACGGUGGUGCACCCCACGUAGUUCGUCUGGCAGAGCCCGGUGCACAGCCAGUUUGGUAUGUUGGUAGACUGAGGCGUACUGAGGUCCGCCAAGGUGGGCAUGGUGGCGCAGUAGGGGGAGGUGUCAACCGAAUCAGCUGGCACAGUGACAUUUUUGUGCCCGCCAGGGAAAAGGCACGCCAAAAAGGCACAAAAGGCAUGACAAUAGAGCCCUAUGUGUCUACGAGCAAAAAUAAGACAAGCCUCACGGCCUUAUGGCACAACCAAAGAUACAGCUUUCACAUAUCUAGUGCACCAAACCUCAGGAGGACUCAUAGUCUCAGUUUUAGCAGCUGGAGUCCAGCAGAUCUAAAAUAGGAGCUACAGCAACCGAACUGUAGACAAAGCUGAACCUCAGAUUUGAUACCCAUCUUCACGAAAUCAGAUUUUUCACCUUUGGGAUCUGUCUUGACAGAUUUGCACUUGGUAGUUUGGUUCUGGAUUUACCUUCAAGAUAAGAGUCAAUUUUUAAAAAGAGUUGUGGUCUAACAGAUUUGUACCUCUCGUAGACUUGGAAAUCACUGGAUAACCUUAGAGCUGAUAAACUUCCUGUGCGAGAUUUGAGGUAAUUGGGCGUGACAAUUGAGUCUCAUUGGAAUUGAAAAAAGUAAGAAAAACACUAGACUGGUUCCUUUAAUGUCCUCUUAAUGAAGUUUUAAUAGCGUGAGUAUUUGUUUUAGUUGUUGUAGAUUUAAUUCUUUAAUAUUCUGGCUUUAAAGCUUCUGUAGAGUUAGGGUUAGGGGGUUGUUUAAGACCAAUAAAAGCAAACAAGACCACCACAGACAGCACUAAGAGUGUCUUUGUCACACAGAAGAAUGAGGAAGCCAGAGAGGCCAGCAUUAAAAGGACUGUAACUGAGAUGUGUCUGCGCCUAAAUGAAAUACCCUCAAGCUUUUUUAUCUGGCAGUACACUUACAGAGCGAGUGCUGCACCAAUAUGAAACCAAUCUGGCCCGGUUUCCUCAAAGUCCUAACACUCUAUUAGUGAGUUUGCAUCCAAAACAAACAUUUGAUUCAAGCGUUUUGUUUGGAAAAAUACUUUUGGCAAGCACAAAGGCUCAUCAAGUGAAGCCUCUGUGCCAGAAAAAUCAGCUCACUGCUGAGUGUGGCGCGUUCUGGAUGUGAAAUCUAGUCUUGAAGAUAAAAACCGAGGAGAUAAUAUCUUAUUCGAGCAGGUGUCAGAGUUCACCCGUGUUGUGUUUUACCUCUGCUCAAGCCAGUUGCACUGAUUGACUUUCUUUUAAAUCUAAUAAACGCUCUGCAGGUGCAGCACCAUCAUGCUCCAGGGCCAGGAGCAACCACUUGAUGAAAACUGGAGGGAUGCUUUCCAGAAUGCCUACAUGGAGCUGGGAGGACUGGGAGAGAGAGUGCUGGGUAUGUUUGACACCAGCAGCUUAAAAUCAGCGUGUUUGGAAUAAAAGGAAAACACAGAGGAGCAGUUCGGCUCAGCUCGCACCCUUUAUAAUCUCCUUAGUAAACAGGCGAGCGGAGCCAAAUGUCCUCAUAAAACUGCUCUUAUUGCAGGUUCAGGCGCUGCGGUCUGGUUGGGUUCAGAGCUGAAAUUAAAAUUUUAACAUAAACCGUUUCAGUAUGGGUUUCCUACUGUUAGAAAUUCAGCUUGUAAAUAAAUAGUAACAUAAUUCAGGUCAGACUCUGCUCUAAAUUUUGGGAUUAUUUGUGCGGGAAGGAAGAUUUUUCCUUGUUAAAUGCCAAAGAGGGAUUUUUAGGUGAAAAGAAAAUCAUUAGCUGAAGUUCAACUUUCAAUAUCUCUUAAGUGUUCAGCAUUCAGACUCUGUAAAUGUCAUCAUUUUGACAACCAAGGGAAAAAAGUUACCUGGCAUCUUUUAGAAAGUGCCAUAGGUAAUAAUUAUGUGCUAUCAUCAUUUUGUGAGAGUGGGUGUCACUUUUUUUCAAGCGGUAAAAUGUGGAAUAGUGCCAUUUUUUUUUUAUCUGCAGCAGAGCUCCGGAAAUCAUGUAAAUUAUUAAACCUCACUUAUGCCUUGGGUGAUGAGGAUGAUGUGUCGGGGGUUUCGUGACAAAGAGAGGUUUCUCUGCUUUUAGGCUGAGCCCGGCGUUUCCUCAGAAGCAUUUUGUUUUGCUUUGCUCCUCAUGGGGAUCGGAGACUUACAUAUUUCAAAGGCUGUGGAUCAUACAUUAAUAAAAGUGGUGGAUUGAACUUGUAUUUCAGACCCGGGAUGACAACAUUUACAUCUAAUAUUAAAAAUGAUUUGUGUGCACACUGGAAGGUAAAGUUUAUUGAAGUCAGGAGACAGAGAGAGCAGCCUGUAAAGUUGUCUGAAAAGUUGAGGUUCCCAGAUGCCUCUCAGACCGUGGACCGACAUUUACCUGGAUGGGUAUUUUUGCUUCAGUGCAGCAGUGAUACUAACUUAAUUUGAUAAUAUUAACAGUAAAAGUGACAGGAAUGACAACAGCAGACACGACAACUGUGAUUGCUUUGACAAAUAUUAUAGGGUGACACUUAAUAUGAAGGUCCUUAUUAUAAGAAUUAAUUAAAGCUUAGAACAUUUAUUGGUGUCAGCAAGUGUUGAUUAAAGUAUAAUUAACACAUUAAUUAUUGCUUUAAAGACUCCUAGGUUUACAUCUCUAUUAUAAACAAUUAUUAUUCACAUUAAUUAGACUUAUAAGACAGACAUAUUCGUUACGACUUUUAACACCCUUUAUUAUUCUUGACAAGGCUUUAAUCUUAACUAUUACAGUCAUAUUUUUAGUCACACUUUUUAGUGUUAAUUAGUAGUCUUUAAAUUGUAAAGAUCAUGAUGAAUACUUAUAGGAGUCUCAUUAGCAAUAAAAACAGUUAAAGUUGUAAUACAAGUUCAUAUAGUUAUGUUAUUGUUAUUAAACAUCUAACUUGAAUUUCAGAUGCAGUAUAUACUGUAAUUAGUUUGUUACAAGCUAAUAACAGAUAUGUGGAUUAAUCUGUAAUUAACCCUUAUAAAUACCUUAUUAAUGUUUAUAAGGGUUAAUUAACCUGUAAUAAACCCUUAUAAAGUCUAAUUAACCCUUAUUAGCGUUUAUAAGGGUUAAUUAACCUGUAAUAAACCCUUAUAAAGUCUAAUUAACCCUUAUUAACGUUUAUAAGGGUUAAUUAACCUGUAAUAACAUCUUAUUGAUGUUUAUAAGGGUUAAUUAGACUUUGGACUUACCCUGAUAAAGACUAGUUAACACUAAUAAACAUUUAACUAAUGUUUAUAAGGGUAAAUUAACCUGUUAUUAAGCCUAAGUAGUUCUUAUUAAGGCUUAUAAACAUCUUAUUAAUGUUUAUAGGGGUUCAUUAACCUGUAAUAAGCCCUUAAAAGUCUAAUCAACCCUUAAUAUUUAUAAUUAACCGUAGUAAGCCUUAUUAAUGCUUAUAAAUAUCUUAUUAAUGUUUAUGACAUGUUUAUAAACUUUUAACAUGUUUCUAAUUAGAGCCUUAAAGAGUCUUAUAAGCAAUAAUAGAUGUAUAAUAAUGAAUUGUUCUCUUUAGAAAUGUUCAUUAACACCUUAUAAGGUCUUAUAAACAAUGAAUUAAUCAUGACUAUGAUAUAAAGUGUUCCUGAGAGGAUAGUCAGGUUAGGUUCACAGAAGAAUGGAAAAUAUUCCAGUUCUCCAUAGGGGGCGCCACAGAUCCUUUAUUACCUUAUGCGAUAUUGGACUUGAGAUGGCGUAGACCUCCCUCUUUAAAGUUUCAGCAUUAUUUUAAUAUCACGCUCACUCCAGACUGACAAUCAUUAGUUUUUCACUGGUGUACAUACAUGUUUGGGUAGAUUCAUAUAACUGGUCUACCUUUGAGUAGAUAUCAAACAUCAGAAACGUUACUGUUCUCUGAGACUUUAUAUCUCUGUCCUAAUAAACAGUCACCCUCCUGAUCCCUCUCCUCCCUCAGGCUUCUGCCACGUGAAUCUGUCUUCAUCGCAGUUCCCCAGAGGAUUCACCUUCGACAGUGACGACCCAAACUUCCCCACAGAGCAGCUCUGCUUCCUGGGCCUCAUCUCCAUGAUUGAUCCGCCGCGUGCCGCUGUGCCUGAUGCAGUGGGUAAAUGCCGCUCUGCUGGUAUCAAGGUAAUUGGUUCCACAGAUUCAACCUUCAUUGUGGUUCAUGAAAAGCUUUUUUUUCCGAGGGCUUCGUGUGUCGGGCUUUUUCCAGGAGGGAUUUGCAUGUCAAAUGUCUUUUCAAAGCCCAAAUGACAAAUGAUUUAACGUCCCUGAUAGGUGAUAAUUGGAUAGAUGAAUAAUAGAUACAUUAAGAGCUAUUGCUUAAAGAGGUGUGCUAAUUAUAUGCUGUAUGUUAACACUCUGGAAAAAGAUCCUCACGGCCAAAGAUGCAUCAUGAACAAUUUUAUGUUUAUGCCUGUUUUUCUGUUUUUAGAAAUAGAUGUUCAGAAUAGCAGCAUUAAAGAAAGCUCAUGACAAUAAAGUUCAAGUUAACUUGUUUAAUGCAGAUUCGGUACAUUAAAUACAAAUUUCCAUCAUGUAUUAACAAACUGCAAACAGGCAUGAAGCAGAUGUUUUGGGAGUGAAGUAAUAAGCCGGGGCUGCAGGAAGGUUAAACAACUUCCAGCAGAGAUUUAAAUGGAAAAGAGGUGGAAUGAAUCGCUCUCGUUCGGGGAGGGGGAAGUGUUUCUAAUGUGGAAAUGAGAUUUUGCACAUUUAGUCUCAGGUACAGUAGUUAUCACGCUCCCUUUGAUAUUGAAUUUUUGAUAGACAGACUGUAAUUGGCUUAAGAACAAAAAAGAGCGAGGAGUUGAAAUGUUAUUGCGGCGUAAGUGAAUAAAAUGGUUAAGGGAGUUUGUGCUGAAAAGGCUGCAGAACUGAUAAAACGGCUGAUAGAGUGUCUGAGAGGAAGUUAGCAGCAGUAGAUCAGCUUCAUUUUGACAACAGAGUUUGGUUUAAACUCAGGGUUGGGCCUCAUCCUUCUCGACAAAUGACAGACCUAAUCUUCAUCGUAUUAGCAAAGAUGUGACAUGAAGACGGGAUAAGACUGAGUCCGGUUUAGAAGAUAAGAAAAAUCAAAAUGAAGUAUAAACUUUUAUCUGAAUCUAGCAGCCACUCAUACUGGCAAAAACAAAUAAACGAGGCUUUAAACUGUCUGUGUUCAUCAUCUAAUUAGCCGAGUCGUGCCAAAGCUAGUGGUGCUUUCAGUAAAGUUGCGUAAAGUUACAUCUAAAUUGACUCAAUUGACGACACACUACAGCUAGAGCUACGUUCCAUGUACUUGAGGGCCGGCGAAUUUUCGUUUUCAAAUGAAAAAACAAAAAUCGGGAGACGAAAAACUGAAACAAACCAUUUUCCGUUUUGAUCAUAAAACCGGAGAAUGAAAAAACAACUCAAUAUUUCACUUUCUGUGACGCAGCUUUAGAUGAAAAUCGAAAAUCAAGUUUCGUUCACUUUUUCACUGUGACCCAGAAGUUGUGACUUGGAGCAAGAUUUUGGCUCUUGUUAGCACAGAUAUAUACAUGUAUAGAUUGUUUUUGUUAUGUUUAUUUUCUGUUUGUCAUCUCCCGAUUCCUUACUGGUGGUCAGGAGACAGCUCAUCUCCCGAUUUUCGUUUUCUCAUUUGAAAACGAAAAUCCGUUGGCUGCCAAGUACACAAACCCAGUAGCUGUGGCGUGUCGUCAACAAAGCCAGUGUCGAUGUAACUUUACGCAACGUUACCGAAAAUGCCGCUAGCUUCGGCAUGACUCAGCUAAUUUGAUGAUGAACACACAGUUUGAAGCUUCGUUUAUUUGUUUAGUACACGGAAUCUACUGCCCCACUUCCUUGAAUCCUUUUUGGCGUCAGGCGAGUUUAUGAGUGGACACACAGUAUGCGAAACUUUAGAAAAUUCGAUCGUGAUACGAAAAAAUACAUGCUGUAAUAUCGCAGGACGGGAAAACAUCGCUGAGGUGAACGCUUGUAUUGACAGGAUACGCGUUUAAAAAAAAUAUUGACGUCCGAAAUAAUCGCACGCAAAAACGCUCCCAUUGUGAAAGGACCUUUAGGCAAUAUGAUAAUACCUGAUAAGGUAUCAAAACUAAAGAAAUGAUUCUCGAGCUGCUGUAACAGCAGAGGUUUCUGCACGUGUGCAGUCUGCCUGAACAGAGGAAACACAAUUUUGUCCUCACACACAAACACACACUGGCACAAAUCAUUUAUAUUUUCUCCUGGCUGAGCCCAGGAUGAAACUAGAGCACAUGGUCUGCUGCUUUAAUUACUUUUUAAUGGAUGUAGCUCGGAUGUUUCUGUGCAAUGUACAACCUUCGUCCAGAGGCUUUAGUGCCAUGUACACUGCGCUUUAUUUACCCGGCCUGUGGUCUGCUGUAGAUACUGAUGCUGUCAGGGAUUUCAAGAAUGCAUCCCUCGUGUCUUAUCAGCGCUAAGCUCUUCACGCCAUGUUUAAAUGCAAAAAAAAGAGGGUUUCAGGGGAUGCGGUUCUGCUUUAAGUCACAUGACUAUGAGUCCUGCACAUGUAUCUCAAUGAUAGAGCGGGUAAUCCACUUACUGACUGGUUGGCGGUUUGAGUCCUCUGUCAAAGUGUCCUCUGAAGUUCAUGACCUGGACUCUGUGUGAUCAGAGUGUGAAUGAAUGAGUGAAUGAAUAAACUAACAAGAUGCUCUUUUAGUUUGACGUUGUUUUUCUUCACUUUAAGGCACAAAAAAAACCUUUCACAUUUGUAUCCUGCUAAUGAACAGAUUUUGUCAGAUUUCGGAGAAGCAGAAAAAAGGAAUUGUACUCUGUCCUCGGUGUGUAAUAAAAAUGAGGAGAUUUUCAGUCAAAUCUUCUUUUUUAAUUUGGAUGUUUCCAAGAAAUUACAACCUGAAAGUCACUCUGACAGGGCGCUUGGCAAAAAAAGUACAACUGUGAAGGCAAAGUGAGAAUCGACUGCUUUUCUGAAAGGACCCGAACGACAUUGUCAACCUGUGGCAGACUUUCAGGAGGUGAAAAGAUUGGCAGCAAGUAUUUUAGGAUCUUAUACUAUCCAGCUAAUGCAGAUUUCUUCUGUUAACCUUUAUUUUACGUAAGCGCAAAAAUGACGAAACACACCAAUUCUUCUGUGGAAGUUUUGACAGUGAAUUCUUCCUGUCCUGCAAAAACACGACAAGAAAAGAGAGAAAUGGAAGAAACAGUCGAACGGGUUUCUGUUCCAGACACCGGCUGACUCUCGUAUUUGUUCCUGUUUCAAACAAAAGACUAAAUGCCUCCAAAUUAAAGGUCAGAGCCGCGCUUUGAAGAUGCGCCGUGUCGUAAUUAGCAGCAUUCAGCACUAGAACAGACUUGGUAGAGUGUAAUAUUCACAGGUAUGUUUGAAUGAGUGUUAAAUCACCUGAAUGGAAAAAUCGUUUUGUUUCUGUUCACCCAGACUGACACUUAUAUCCACAUACACAAUACAAUACAACACAAUACAAGAACUUUAAUGAUCCUCAAAGUAAGAUUCGUUAGUCUGAAGUCUCAUCUACUAUUUAUAGAAGAAUUCUGAAAUCAGAUCUCUUCUUCCUUCUGUCAAGGUGUUAUGCAGUGGAUAAUCCAUACGGGUGUUCCAACAAGGGUACCUCACGAUUCCAUUUGAUUUUGACUAUUGGUUCCAUGAUUCUUCGAUUAUUGCCAUUUUUAAUGUACAUUUCUAUACAAGAUUAAUUUUGUCUUCAUCUGUGGUUAAAUUUGUAAAUAAAUAGCCUAUCAAUUAACUCAGUUCCUCUAAAACUACACUCAAUAAGUAAAUAAGGUUUUUUAACAUAGACACAAAACAUUUUAUUUUAUGACUGUUAUGGAAACAUUUGCAGUUUGAUCUACUUCGUCGUGAUGAAAGUAGCUAUCACUUUUGUAAUGCUCCUCACCUUCUCCAAGUUCUUGGGAAGUUUGGAGACAGUUUUCAGGGUGGUCCUCUGCGUGGCGGGCACGACCGGAGGAGCCUUCUCUGUUUCAGGAUGAAAGCGUACAAGAUGCUAGCUCGUGUUUGUGGUGUAGCUGAGGUACUUUAUUUUCAUAGGUCUUGUCAGUCGUCUCGUUUGCUCUGUCAUAAAAUCCAAAGUACUUCCACGCAUUUGCUGUCAACCUUGGUGGCGAGAGAAUCGGCUGCUGUCGCCAUUUUGCAAAGAAACUAACGUGCUCUGUUUGUUGUGGUCCCACUCACUAAACAGUCCGGGCGGAGCACAUUAAGGUUCAGGUUAUGUGUUUUUAUUUGUUCCGGCCUUGCAGCGACAUUAUUAUUUAUUCAUUUAUUUAUUUUAAGCAUUGACAAAAUUAAUCGAUGCCGAAUCGUCACGUGAAGCAUUGUGAUGCAUCGGCACAUCAAUAAAUUGCACCCACCUCUAAUGAUCUUUUUUUUUUUUUUUUUUAGAAUAACCGUCAUCUUCCUGACAAAAUAUGAUAAAAAUAUGAAAAAAAGGGUAAAAUUUGAAGAAAAUUCAGACAGACCAGACUUUGCUGCUACUCGGUUAAGUGCAGGCUCUAAAAUUGAACCUACAUACAUAAGAGCUGCCAUGUUUCUAUUGUAGAUCAGAGCGGACAGCUGGCUGCCAACAGAUGCUUGAAAUUUAAAGGGACAGUAUGUAAAAUUUAGCUGCAUUUUCCUAAAGAAAUAGAAAGUGUUAUGUACGAGUAUGUUGAAAUUCUUCUUAUUGAAUGGAAAAUAAUAAUUUCUGGACACAGAGAGAGUAAACUGAAGUUUGGAGAGGAAAGGAAGUCUGCCAAGAAGUAGCAUUAUUGCAAACAGGAGAGAGCAGACUGAUGAAAGCCCGGGGUUAGAGCAGCUUCUAUCAGCUCUUUUUUUCCAAACUAGAGCAGGUUUAGACUCGUGGAACACAGUUAUAAUACAGUAAGGUUAAAUGGUCUCUGUGACUCUGACUCAUCAGGUGAUCAUGGUGACCGGGGACCACCCAAUCACAGCCAAGGCCAUCGCUAAAGGCGUGGGCAUCAUCUCCGAAGGUAACGAGACGGUGGAGGACAUCGCUGAGAGACUGAACAUCCCUCUGAGUCAGGUCGACCCCAGGUGUGUUAAAGAGACGAUUUCACAUUAUUGAGAACUUAUGAGAAUCUCAAGCUGUGAUCCAAGUCUCAGGAGACCCAGGCGUCUUCUGCGAGAGUUUAUCUUAUAUCCGGUGAGAGUAAAAUGAAGAGGAGGAGGAGAACAAGCAGAGCAGGAAAUGACAGCGACGUACCAACACACAGAGAGAGAAACUUGAGAGGCUGCAGAUUUAAGCAGAUGUUUAAUUACUUCACUAUAAUUUUAUGCUUUAUGAAGUCACGCCAAGUCACACUAGAUGUCCUCAUGUCACACAAGCGUGAAAGAAGUAGGUUGUCGAUGUGAGGAAAGUGUGUUAAAGCUCAUUGUUAUGUAUCUGUAACCUUGAAACCCCCUGGAGACGAGGCCGGUUCAGCAUUAUCAGGUCAGCUGUGGAGUCUAAACAACAAUCCAGGAGAAAACAGAGAAGUGACCUUCUCAGGUCUGCAGCUGGCCUGAAUACACCGAGUUCCGUCACACUUUUACUCUACUUUUCAGUUUUUUUAGUUAUAAGACUGAGGACGCAGCCUUGGCUUCACCUGGAGGACUUGAAAGCUGAGAGUCUGCGUGAGAAAACUGUCAGUCAGUGUAAAACUAAAUAAAUUGAGAAUUUCAUCAACAAGGGAACAGAAAACUACAGUGGCCCUGAGGUGCAAACACAAUGGCAAAAUAAAAAACGGAACACACAAGAAAAAGAAAAACGAUAAUGGUUAAUGUCGUCCUGUUUCCUCUUAUUGUGGUUGUGUUUUCUCCUUUGUCAUUGUGUUUUCUCUUUUGUUGUCAUGUUCUCUUGCAUUUGUUGUUGUGUUUUCUCUUUUGUCAUUUUGUUUUCUCUUUUGUUGUUUUCUCUUUUUGUCAUUGUGGGUUUUUUUUUGCUUUUUUGUUUUUUUCUUUUUGCCGUUGUGUUUUCUCUUUUAUUGUUGUGUUUUCUUUUUUGUCAUGUUUUGUUUUCUUUUGUUGUCAUGAUUUCUCUCAUUGUAGUUGUGUUUUUUAUUUUAUCAUUUUUUUCUUUUUUGUUGUUUUCUCCUUUGUCAUUGUGUUUUCUCUUUUUUUCAUCUUUUCUCUUUUGUUGUCAUGUUUUCCUUUUUGUCAUCACGUUUUCUCUUUUGUCGUUGUGUUAUCUCUUCUUUUGUUGUGUUCUCCGAUUUGCCGUUGUGUUUUGCACCUUAGGGCCACUGUAGCAAACCGUUUAAAAGAUUUGAGAAAACUAACACAGGAUAGCCUCGAUCUUUAGACUCUUAUGCGACUCUGCAUUAAAAAAAGAACACAACUCUGUAGUGGAAGUCACCGCAUGGGCUCAAGGGGCUAAAACCUGCAGAAGACUGAAAAAAACCUGCAGAAGUCCAGUGUUAGUUAUCGACUGAACAAUAUGAACGUAUAUUUUUGUUAUUUUGGAAUUACGUCACACAUACUAUCUCUGUGAUCCACCCCUUUAUACUUCCUCCAAAUACUCUCAUCUUUAUCUUAGAGGGGCAAUAAUAAAGAGGGUCUUAUCUAAUCUUCAGCCUCUGCAGAUUAAAUCUUAAAACAGCACAUUAAACACUGAGCUUUAAAAGCUCUGGAUUUUGACAAAGCCCGACAAGCUGUUUCCCCCUUUUUUCUAAUCUUUAUGCUAAGCUAAACUAACCGUCAGCGGGCACCCGCUUCGUUUUGAACAGACGGCCCUGAGAGCGUAUUGAUCUUCUCUGCGCAAGAAGUGAAUAAGCAUAUUUUUCCAAAUGUCAAACAUCUCCUAUAAGACAGAGCGCAUGAGGGAGUGAGCGUUUCCUGCCAGUGAGGAGGAGUGCGCGCUUGUUUGGGAGGAAACAGAGACAAACUUGAGGAGAAAGAAAGAAAAUGUCAACACUCCCCCUUUUGCAUAAUUGCCCCUGGUAUUACUGACUCCUCACUGUGUUUGCACCUGUGUGUGUGUGUGUGUGUGUGUGUGUGUGUUCCCCAGAGAUGCCAAAGCUUGCGUGGUGCACGGCUCGGACCUAAAGGACAUGAGCGCCGAGUACCUGGACGACCUGCUGAGGAACCACACUGAGAUAGUGUUCGCUCGUACCUCCCCUCAGCAGAAGCUCAUCAUAGUGGAGGGCUGCCAGAGACAGGUCAAUGGCCGCCGCUCUGUGUGUGUCUGUGUGUGUGAAGGGGGCUUUUUGAGAAGAGAAUACAACUGAAUACCAAUGUGUGUGUGUGUGUGUGUAUACGGUUGAAGGUGUGUGUUUGUGAUGAAGUCUGGAUGAAUGCCUGAAUGGGUCUGUUUAUGUCCAAGAGUGGAGGUACGUGCGCGCAUGCAUGUGUGUGUAGGACAGAUGAAUGCGGGGUUUGUGUACGCGCGUGCACGUGCACCGGGGGUCCAAAUGCGGGUAUUUGCUCGGAUGCGAAAGUGUGUAUACAUCCGAGCACAUAUAUUAAACUCUGUAUUUUGAUGCUCUAAAGUAUGUGCUCAGCUUUUUUGUGUGAAAACGUUGAGAAUAAAUGUGUGCACUCACUCGCACACAUCCCCAUAUAUUGAGGUCAUGCUACAAUUCACCCCGACUCACUCACUCUCCCUCCGUGUGACUGAAUGAUUGCAACUCAAUUCCAUUUUUCAUUUAAUCUCCCCAGAGCUGCUUUGAAAAGACAUUAUUAAGACAGAAGGGGGAGGAGGGGAGGGGAGGCAGACGAGGGGGAGAGAAGCUUAAAUCAUGGUACUUAUCUUUCUUUUUCUUGACACUUUUUGUUCGCCCGCUUCCUCGCGGGGUGCAGGGGGCCAUCGUGGCUGUGACGGGCGACGGCGUCAACGACUCUCCGGCCCUGAAGAAAGCCGACAUCGGCGUUGCCAUGGGGAUCGCAGGCUCUGAUGUGUCCAAGCAGGCGGCUGACAUGAUCCUGCUGGAUGACAACUUUGCCUCCAUCGUCACCGGGGUAGAGGAGGGUGAGUGUGAGGGAGGGUGGAGGAAUAACGGAGGUAAAGUGAAGACACGGCAGGGGGAGGUCACAGAGAGAUAAACGCUAAAAGGAAAAAAGCAAAUCAGAUGAAUAAAAAGGACAAGCGGUAAGAAAAUAUUCAGAUUCAAAAACACUCCGCUGGUAAGCUUAUUUGUCAUGCACCAGCAGAGACACAAGAUUUCCUCUAAAUAAGUUAAAUCUAAAAGUCUGAUGUGAGUAUCAUUGUGGUUUAUUUCACGCUGGAACAAACAGAGCUUUACUCGACUUUUGAGACUUGGAUCAGGGUCAAAAUCCAGUCCCUCCAAAAAUGAGGACAUCCCUGCAUUAGUAGAGGAGGUCGCUUCCUUUACAAGAGAAAUAAAUGCCUGAAUUUCGCAAAUACUGCUCUCUUCCUGCAGAUCUCCUUUUUCUGCAAGACCGUUCGCCACAUGAGCACGCAAACGAGUUCCUACGCACUUAUUACUCAUACAGCUGUCACGUCAGAUCCUGCGAAAUGACCUACUAUUUAUCCUGAGCAUGGUUUCACAGACUCUACAACCCUUAUAGAGGCUCUAACUUUACACUGUGUUAGCUGCAAGUGACUCACAUGUAAGUAGAAGAUUUUAUAUUUUAUCAAAAACACAAUCGAAUAUCUACUUAGCUGUAAAAGUCACAAAUAUUUGAAUUUUAUUGUCCAAUUUACAGUUUUUCUCAGUUGCUUUGGUACAUUUCUCAGAUCAGAAUUGAAAUUCUCAAAACUACGUGUUCAAUCUUCACAUCACUGUGCCACUUGUGCACAUCAGAAAAGCAGUUUCUCAUUUCUUUGAACAACUUGCAAAUGCUUUGGUACAGCCAUGCAAAUGAUUAUGUACAAUUUUCUGCUGUUUUCUACAUUAUCAAUUGCUUAUGUCAUGUUGAUCAAAAUGUACUAUAAUGGGUCUCUGUUGAAUAGUCUCACCCCCCACAACAUUUAGGCAUUAGUUCAUCGCACAAGUCUUUACAUGCAAAAUGGUUGAACACGCUGUCAUAAUAUGUCAAGCAUAUUUCUAUACAUUUCCAUUAGACGUUUCUGAAUCUGUCCUGAAUUGGUAAAUUGCUCCCAGGUGAAUCUUGACUUUCUCUAACGGUGGGAAAUGUGUGAAGCAUUAGAUCAACCAAUGAUCAACCACUUUUCUGAAACAGCUCAAAGGUGCAUCUCAUGAACCAUCAACUGGCAAGUAUAUAUUGCCAGGGCACAACACAAUGUUACAAUGUCUGACAAUGGAAGGACAAGGAAAUGGACGGGGUCAACAGCCAGAGAGAAGAAGAGGAAGAGGAGUGAGGCUGCGUGGCGGAGGAGUUGGGAGGCAAAACAGAGGAAGAGGCAGAAGAGGCAGAGGACAAAUGCACGUUCCUGAUGAGAUAAGAGCUACACUUGUAGACCACGUUCUCAAUCAUGGGCUUACAAUGGCUGAGGCUGGCCGAAGGGUGCAGCCAAAUGUUGGGAGAACAACUGUGUCCUCAAUCAUUCAGACUUUUCGUUGACAGAACAGGUUUGUAAUCUAACAAUAGGCACUGUACUGUAAUACUGUAUACUUUCUGUAAUGCUUCAUACAAUAUUGCAGUAUUUGACUUUCAUUUUACAAUAUACAGUAAGUAUAGUAUAUACAGUGACAUUUUGGAUGAGUGACAUUUUGUGGAUAAGAAUUUGUUGCCCAACAGACAGGAACAUCAGGAGGUGUAGGAAGACUGUACUGUAAUUCCUACAGCACUGCAUUUCCAGUUUUCCCUAAGGAAAUUGUCCUAUGUUCACAUUUCUACUUUUGUUUUUUUGUUUUUUUUAUUGUGCUCUGCAAUGCUGUCUUUUUCUUUUCUGUAUCGCAAUGACAUGGUCUGUCAUCAAAUUACAGUCUCUUGCAAUCAAUGCAAUCAAUCUCCCACAUACACUGAGGUGUAACUUACAAUUUACAAUGAUUGUCAUCAAAACUUUAGCCAUAGUUUACAUCAGAACAUCCCUCCAGAGUACACUGUUAUAUUGACAACAUGACUAAGCAAUUUGACUGUCUUAUCCGUACACAAUGACACAAGGACUUGUCAUUCUGAUGGCACUGACAUGUUCAUUGACACAGAUAUUUACUUUUGAGAGAUGUACUAAGGAUUUUGAGCAAGAGACUGGCUUUUGCAGGUAAUCCAUGGUGUUUUGCUAUUUGUACAAAUUGUUUUGAGAAAAGAACUAACUGUUUUGCAAAUGUCGAGGAUGAUUCGAGAAAUGUACCAAAGCGACUGAGAAAAACUGUAAUAUCCUGGCUCGCUCAUCCAUCUUGGUUUGGCACCAAGGUGACGCUCAUUUGUAUUUGUUGGUAGUUUUUAUGAGUUUUUUCCCCCACAGAAAGGCUUUUACCAUGUUUACCCAAAUAUGUGACCACUCUGAUUAUAAGAAAUAAGAACAUUUACCAGGACAGUGUUUAAAAUAUUUAAAAAAGGACAUAUUGAAUUUAAAGUGUGUGAGUUACAUGACUUUUCUAGGAUUUUAAAGGUAGAGUGACCUUAUGUCCUCUUUCACCCGGACAUGUCCCCUUUUUUGGGGGCUGUCCGUCCUUGUCCGGGGGAGUUUUGUAUGGAAGUUUUGAGUUUGUGUUGUGUAGACAUCCUGCAUUAAAAGUGCAUAAAAAACACUCGACCCGACCCUAAAACUCAUAAAUAACUACGCUUGCCUCUGCUCCCGAGUAGUGCUGUCCCCUUUUUGGGGAUUCAGAAAAUGGUCACCCUUUUAAAAUCAAAGAAAAAAGUUCUCAAAUUUGAAAUAAACUCAUUAGAGUUUUUCUGAAGUCCACAGAAGCUCCUCUGAUCUUGGUCGUUUGUUGUUCGUUAACUUGUCUGACUUUUGUGACACAUUGCUCCGAUUACCAUGUCUCUCCAUCUUCAUGAAUAAGUGAUGCCGUAUUGUUUUCUACCAUCAAACACCAAACUCAAGACUCUUUUUAGAAGUAUUUAAAGGGGAAAAAACAUCUUAUUUUGGGUCAGUUGGUCAUUUUACCAACCUGAGGGACUCUUAAAAGUCAGUGAAGAGUUUUGAAGUGAUUAACCAUUUGGUUGAAGUUGAUUUUUUGCACAGUGGUGCCUAAAGACUACCUGAGACUGGACUUCUUUUCUCUGUGCCUGUUCAGAACAGCAGAGUUUGGUGGAUAGAGCAUAAAACAGGAAAGAGGACUAAGGCUGGAGGCCAAGUGUGAGCUUUAACCUCCGCAUGUAGGGUGCACACCUUAAUUGCUUGGCUAAAGGCUCCCUACAUUCAUACCCCCUAUAAGAAAUGAAGUUUAAAGAAUAAUAUUUGAAGACUUUAUUUCGUAAAGGUAAGACAAGGUCAGGAAGUGCUGGGAGCAUGGCUACGAAAGCUAGUAUCGAAGUAGUUUGAUCAAUUUCCAGGUCUUAAAAAGUAUGGUAAAUGAAAAAUAAAGUAUGGAAAAAUAUUUAUGUUUCCAGACUAUUACCACAGUAAAAAAUAUAUAUUUAUAUAUAUUGUUUUCUAAAAUAGAGAAGUCGGUAUUUCCAAAAAUAAUUCUGAAAAGAAUAGUGUGUAGAAGUAUGGAAAUUCCAACUGUGUAGGAACCCUGAAAUAAGCACAUUUUGCAUGUUUCUCCGUGAAGGAGCUGAGCUGACUGGCGUCUAUCGUGGAUAAUACACUUAACUUCCUUGUGACAUGUAUCUCAUACACCCUCACUUCAAAAAUACUGAAAUAUCCCUUUUAAGCGUGGACUUGAAAAACAGCGUCUGACAGAUCCAGACUCGCUCUAUUUUCAUUAAAAGAAAAAAGAAAAAACAACACAUUCACUUCAAUCGACGCGAUGCUUUAUCUGCAGUUUUCUCCCUCUGCCUCGUGGGUUGACACGGUUUCACACAGAAUGGUGACUGCUUUAACAAACCCGAGAAAAGACUCGAGUUUUCCCACCAGAGUCGGGAAUUUAAUCUAAAGCAGAGCCGCUAAUAUAGUCUGGGAAAAGCCAUUAGUUAGGUGGAUAUGCUGACAGAGCAGUCAGAGUCAUCAUUUUUUUAUUUCAGCCAGUCUGGAAAACUCACUCCAACAUAAUAAAGGCUUUAACAUCAGAAAGAAAACCGUUUCUAAGCUUCGCCUCGCUGUAAUGUAAGCAGUAUCUCAUUCAUAAUGGAAUGAAAUAUCCUCACACUAAUAAUAUAUCAAAGUAGACAUACAUUUUAUUGAAUCUCUGCAAAGACCCGUCUCUCUCUCUUUUGUGUCUCUCUAGGCCGUCUCAUCUUUGACAACCUGAAGAAGUCCAUCGCUUACACGCUGACCAGCAACAUCCCCGAGAUCUCGCCCUUCCUCCUCUUCAUCAUCGCCAGCGUUCCUCUGCCCUUGGGAACCGUCACCAUCCUCUGCAUCGACUUGGGCACUGACAUGGUGAGCGAAAAAAAACGAGAAAGAAAACGAGUCACUUCGCUCGAUUAGCCGGGUCCCCCUGUCCUUUUGACGGACAUGCUAACAAUGGUUUUCCUUCAUUAUCUCAAUCAAUACUUUGAGUCCAUCUCUGAGAAAUGACAGCUUAAUAGAUGUAUUGACUGCUGGAGUGUGUUUUAAGUGUGUGAUGUAUUAAUCAUUGAACACAUCACUCCUUCUUUCUCUCUGGACUUUCAGGCGCUCGUGUUUGAAAAAUGAAACUUUCACAGACAUCCGUCAGCCUCUCACCCCCACAUGUUCAUUUCGCAGGAGUUUCACAGCAGGUAGCGUCAACAAAACUAAGUUUGAGAUUCAUCAGCUUUUACUCCAAAGCUCUGUCAGCGCUCGCAGAUAAUUGUUGGCAAAUUUCUCCUCAAUAAAGUGGAUGCUAAUUGUUGCGUAGCUACAGGCGAGCCAAAGGUGACAAUAAGGAAACUCGCUUUAAUGCCGGUGUCAGAUAUGAAAGCCUGGAGGUAAAACGAAACAAAACGUUUGGUUUAAUUUGUUCUUUCUGUCAGUGGGAGAAAUUCACUUUUGGCUGACUGCCGACGACCAUUUGUUCAAGCAGAACAAAGACCGGGGUGACGCUCACACACAGAUUUACAUUUCACAGCUCUGCCAUUUCCAGAUGCCAGUCUCACCAUUGUAUUUCCAGCAGCAACAAAAAGAGUUGCUGGCACGCGGCUCGCCUGAGGGGCGUAAUCCAUCAUUGCGAAAGAAAGGAGGCACGAGAUGAAUAUAUUCAAAAGGACUUGUGCUCAUUAUUUGAACUUUAAUUUUUUUCCUGCUCUGUGCCACCAGCGUGCAGCUGGAUCUGGCUCUCACGCAUGCAAACGAGCCAAAAGCGAAAAUCUUACAAUUAAUGAGAUGCGUGGCCUCAUAUACCACCGCCGGGAAGCCUUGAAAUUCUGCAUGGGUGGAAAAUAUAUGACAGGGAUGAAUAAAGCUCAUAGACCUUUCAGGUGGAGGCGUGACAAAGUGUGAUUUUGAGUCUGGUAUGAGGACGAACCAACAAACCCUGAUCAGAGGACCUCAGAGUCCAGCUGGAAUUAUACAGCUCUUUAAUAAAAGCAGGUGAUUUGCCGUGCAGAGCUCUUUACACGGUCACAGGAGUCUUAAACUGCAUCCUGACUUUAAUGGGAAGCCCGUGCAAAGACCUGAGUUAAGGUGUGACAAAAGACCUUUUUGGAGGAUCUUGUCAGACCGCCUGGAGGCAGUUUGAAGAAGUGACGCUGAGACAGAAGCAAGAACCGUAGUUUUUCGCUAAAUGCUCGAACUAGGAGGGAACUAAACCAUUACCACCCUGAUCCAGACUCAAAGCCUGGACCGUUUAGAUACUGAGAUUUUGGCAGGUUUUAAAGAAGAAGAUAAGAAACAAAGAUUUCUGACCACGAGAGAAUAAUAAUAAUAAUAAUAAUAAUAAUAAUAAUAAUAAUAAUAAUGCAUCAGAUUUUAUGUAGCACUUUAUCAGAGACCCUCAAAGCGCUUUACAUCGGAUACAUCAUUCAUUUGCACAGUCACACCCCGGUGUUGGUAAACUACCUUAGUAGUCACAGCUGCCCUGGGGCAGACUAAUGGAAACGUGGCUGUGGCAGUGGAGGACACACACUGGGAGCAAGGUGGGUCUAGUGUCUUGCCCAAGGACACAAUGGACAGACUCUGUUUACGGGGGAAACGAACCGCCAACCUUCAAGUUAUUGGACGACCGCUCUACCUCCUGAGAUAAGAACGUCAAUCUGCCAGUGAAGCUUUAUUAAAGUUCACAUGGUCAAAUGUGAUUCAAAGGAAAGACACGUAGAGCUCAGUGUCAUCUGCAUAGAGUGUCUGUGUACAAUACUCCAAUAAAAGCAGGUACGGUGAAACCCACAGAGGACUGAGGACAGAACCCUGAGGGACACCCACAGACUGUGUAAAAAUGGACAGCAUUGGUGAUGUUUGGGAAGCCUAUCGUUGACAGCUGAUGACUCAACCUAACUUUUUGUCGACCAAUCAGAGGCGGGCCUCAACCUCCGUGCAAAUAGCUACAGUGUGCCCACCUGUCAGUCAAGUCAUCCGGUCCUCUGAUUCGCCAGUACCAUGGGAGUCCAGAGCUACUCAGACUAGAACUGUUUUUUGACCCAGGCUUUGAAGUGGUUCAGUGUGAUCGUGGUUCCCUGUGCUUCUGCAGCCAGCCUCAAGCCAACACACUUUUAGCACUUCUGCAUCGGCGUCAUCUCUCAAAACUGGAUGUUGCCGCUUGGGAACACCACAAGACUGAUCCUCUAUCAGUAAAAACGCUCUGCAGUAAAAUGUCCAGCAAGACAGAUAUGAGGAGAAUGACUCCAAUGCCGCUGCAGAGACACCGACCCCAGUGUCUGAGCGUCUGAAUGAAUGCACUGUGCUCCACGGUAUCAAACCCAGAUCCUGCAGAACCAAGGAUGAAACAAGAUGACCCAUGAUAUGCAUGCAAAAUGAUAUGCAAAACACAGUCCGUGAUAACACACUGGACAGAACACUCAAUGGUAUUCGCCUUUCUGCAGUCACCUGCCAAAUAUGUUCAAAAGUUCAGAGGAGAGUUGGAAACAUGGAGGUGAACACUCUGAGAGGCCAAAAGGAAGCCCUGGACUGGGGGAGGACCGGACUACCUCUAGCCUCCUGCUUUUCUGUCCUUUUAUUUUUGCCUCAGUAGUUAGAGGAAAAAGAAAACUCACUGCCCGAGCCGGCACCAUGAAUCAAUCCACCUUAAAUGCCACGAUGAUAACUGAUCAUUUAUCUCUCUUGCAUCCCCUAAACCCUGGUGACAAUCAGAUCUUGAACAGUCUCUCAAUUUCAACCAGAUUAUGCAAACGGAGCUGUUCCGGUCUGCCCCCGGUGGCACUGCUCGUAUAAACAGGACCAGUAAAGCAGAGCAGAGUGCUAGCACCGUUAAUAAAGUCUUUUAUUCUCCUGAAGCGACAUCAAACAGUGAACUUUUUCGGUUUUCCAGCAGCGGGACAGAUUUGUUCCUGUUGACAAAUAUUUCCUUAGCUGUGUGAGAUCAGAGGGAAAGUGCACUUCUUAUUGACUGGCUUCCUCUUUUAAGUCGAGGUGAUUGAAGUUUAAAAAGCCUCUAAUUUUUGCACCUGCUCUGCAUAAAAAAAAAAAAAAAAAAACCCUCUCCCUUCAGAAGUGACAUGUCUGCGUGAAUUCAAUCACCGCUGGAGGAGCGAACAGCUGGAUACCUGCUUUUAAAAGGUGGCACCUAAAAAUGAAAAAAUUAAAACAUUCAAUAAAGUACCUGAAAGUGUUUAUAGUACACUACACGAGUAAAAAACCACAAAAUUCCCUGUGUCGUGCUGGGAAGGUUGUUAACAGCUUGUUAACAGCUUAGUUCAACUUGAGGCAACAGGCUCCGGGGCUCUGCUGAGACUUAGCCGUGACAAGCAGCACUUGGAGUCUGCUAAGAUUAUUUUUAGCCGCGCGGUGCCAUGUGGAAAAAGGGAUGGCUGCAGAAUAUGUUUAUCAAAGCGAGAUGUGGCAUACUUAAGAGAGAGCUUCAAGUCUGGAAAGUUGGAUAUUGUGAACAAUCUCACUUUGAGAAGUGCGAGAAAUCGAUUCCAGGCAAAGCUACAUCCUCACCCUCUCUUUCUCUCUCUCUCUCUCUCUCUCUCUCUCUCUGUCUGUCUGUCUCCCCUGCUGAGGGUCAGAGGAAAAUAACACCACAAACAUGCAGGAUUUGUACACGUUGGGUCUCACACAGAGCAGAGUCCCCAUCUUAAAUCCCACCUAAGUCGUAAGGAUAUCCUGCUCUAAGUCUCACAUAUUGCUCUGUUGCUUACCUGGUAAAACCAGCCAAUAUGAGAUCUUUAUUACAGGGACCUCUCCCCCCUCCUGUUUUACGAGUGUCUUAGAUUCAGUCUCUCUCUCUGUCGCUGUCACUGCUCUUUCUCUGCCUUUUCUCCCUCUAAGCGGUGAUUGAAUGCUGAAUGACAUUAAUAGCGAUAUGUCUGCAGUACCCGGUGUCUGGCACUGUCAUCACGUCUUUGUUCCAUCGCCACUAAGACAAAUUCCUGCACAUUUAUUAUUUCGAAGCGUGCACAAAGAGAGCUGAUCCUGUGCUUUCCUCCUCUCCGCCCGCAGGUUCCUGCCAUCUCAUUGGCUUACGAGACCGCUGAGAGCGACAUUAUGAAGCGCCAGCCGAGGAACCCGAAAACAGACAAGCUGGUCAAUGAACGCCUCAUCAGCAUGGCCUAUGGGCAGAUAGGUUUGUCCUCCUGUGGCUCGUAAUCACUUUUACUAGUGCUCUCUCUGUGAAAGGCCUCUAGUCGUAAAGCCGGGCCUUUAAUAAAUAACACCGGCAUGAAAACAUUAAAUAUUGACAUUUAUCAGCAGAUCUGGCAUUUCUUGCUGCCUUUGGAAAUGUUUGGGUACGCUCCGCUAAGAAAAAUAGAUCCAGAGGUGAGAAGAGAGUCAGACCGAGUCCCAGAAUUUCCUUCUAAUUGUCAUGACAUUUACAGCAAAUUGAGAGCAGAGAGUGCAACUCUUCCCUACUUAAUCUUGGUCAUGUUCACUUGUUGGAACCUCACUUGAAUGCCUGCUUUUUAUCUCUGGUUUUUUAUGGUUGGGGAAUAGUGAAAAUCAAAGGCUGGCCCAAUUUCAUAAGCUGUUAAAUGGGUCAGAAUAUGACAGGGCUUCAUUGGAUGACACAGUGUAAAGCUGAACACGCCGAAAACAGCCGGCGACUCCAUGAUUCUGCCAAGAUGAGCAACACCAGGUCAGAACUUUUACAGGUCACGUCGAGUCACAUUUACAGAGCGCUGUUCUGGCACAUUACCCACAAUCCCGAGGCAACAACGGUGAAGAUUUAGAGCCACAAGAGAGUGAAGUUUCCAACAGCAGCGGACAGAAAACAGAUGUAAACAGUCUUCCUAUAAUUUAAAGGAUGUUAUUACUUCACUUAACCCUCUUUUAAACUGAGUUUACAUUAAAGGUCCUAUUGUAGAUUUGGCUGCAUGCCGGCGCUUAAGCAUGCUGCGCAAAUGUCAUCUUUGUUCUCCACCAGCACUCAUGCUGUGUAAAUAGUGAAUGGACGUCAGUAGUUCUGAAAGUGUUGGUCUUAAAAUGUGCACCCUGCUAUCUUGAGAACUAAGAAGCGUCGACCCCGUAGGCCAACAGAAGUCUCAAGUCUAUAGUCUUCAUAUUUCAAGGACACGUCAGAGAGAUAACAGGACGGGCAAAACAUCCAUGUCCUGUCAGCAUCCAUGUCCAACAGUUUAACCAGAGCCGACCCAAGCCUCAAUGGGUCCCUAAGCAAAAUCUUAUUUUGGGGCCCUCUAUUUCUGCCGAUAAUAUUGAUUGUUGAUCAUUCACACACCUUCACAAAUCUCUUUGAUCAACGUUCCAUGACAUGCAAACAUACUUUUAUCUUGGCGUUUUUUUCUCCUUCCUAUUUCUUUUCUCUGCUCCUGAAGGAUAUGCACAUUGCACAGCAGGAGGCACAUAACGGUAGCAAAGCUUUUACAUAUCGGCAGUAAGAAUCAUAGACCUACAUCAGCAACAGCACUAAAUUUUUUUUACUUUAUUUUAUUUUAACAAUAAUAUAUACUUGAUCAUACAGAAAGCAGCACUCAUACAUGCAAAGAAUAAAAAAAAAUUAAAAUAUUUUUUUGUUGUUCUUGGGAAAAACUUCACACAUAUGGCAGCUUUUUGUCCUCAAAGGCCACCAUAUCUUCUCUAACAGAAAGGGUGAGCAAGGUAGCUCAAUAUUUCCUUCUGUUCCCAACUACUGAACAUUUAGCUAAGGUCCUAAAUCUUUGGCAGCUACAGGCUUUGUGAUUUUCCCAGCAGAAAACAUCUAUCUGUUAAAUCUCUAGAUUAUGCACGACACUAUUACCUCCCUUACCUGUCGCAAACAAGGUAAAAUGUACUAAUCCCUCUGAACCUCCUGCGGCUGAUCUUUUCAGAGUCUGUCUAGAAUAAAAAAACCUUGAAAAUAAAACGAACAAAGUCUGUUCAGGUUGUGCAGAAUAUGAGAUUAUCAAACAUUGAAAGAUGCUGCAGAAAUAUCAGUACAAGCUCAGUGUUUCUAUCGCAGAUCAAACUGUUAAAAUGCAACCUUUUGCGCUUGAAAAUAAGCUUUUAUUUUGAAAGGGUCUUGACUUUAGACAUUCAACUUUUAGACAUUCAGUGACAUGCUUUAAGGUAGACGAGUCCUCAGAAUAUAAAGGGUUAACAUCCAUUAGUGGUUCAGGUUCUUCUUCAUUUGCUGCGGAUUAAUAAAAGUCGUCUCAGUCCUGGUUCAGCACUUGUGGAGGUUCGCCAAACGCAAAGACUAAAGCUCCAGAAUAAGACGUCCAUCACUCUGAAACGUUCCGCCCACUCUGACAAAACAAAUUUCCCAACAUGGAAUUAAAACUCACUAGGGGCUGUUAUUGCCGUCCUCAGCUGUCUGGAAGCAUUUACUUAGAGAACAGCAGGAACAUUGAAGAGAAGAGAGCGAGGGGAGAAGAUCUAAUCACCUGUGCUGUUUCCUUUUUAAUUAAGUGACAAAAUACAGUCAGUUUAUUUGUCUCCUUUUGAUUUAAUUCCUGAAAAGAAGUGAUAGAAAAAUAUUGUACCAUCAGUAUUAUAACUGCCACUGCUUGUCAGAAGAGCUCUUGUGCAAAGACACCCAUUAUCUAUAAUUUCUGUUAUUUUGCUUCUUGUUCUGUCAAAACAUUGCUCCAGUGAAAUCUAACGCAGUGAUACACACACUUUACACAAUGGAUUUGUAAACAUCCGUCUGUUACAGAGGCUUUAUAUCCUCAAUAAUUUAUACUCGGGUCCAUGAGAUGAUUGGUUUAAACUGUUCGAGUGUCUUUAAAGAAAACAAAACAGGAGGUCACGGUAAAAUCCUGUAAAAUCUGCAGUUUAACUCAGACAAGUAUUCAGUUUAACAGAUGAAUAAACAGUAAAUGAGUACACAGAUGUUAGGCCUCUCAAAUUGCUUUUAGCCACACAUUAAAUUCAUGUUUAUACAGCGAUGGUAGAAGAUGAUAUGAUGCACUCACACACCAGUGGCUGCACCCUUCAGGAGCAUUUCAGGGCUCAGUAGCUGCAUUAACAUGGACACAAAUAAUCCAAAUAACAAUGCGUCAUGUAAACAUGUUGACCGGAAGAUUCUGAUCCAAUUCAGCUCAAUCGGAAAGAAAUUGGGUUCCACUUGAGAGGGGUGGUUUAUGCCGAUCGUUAUUCUGAAACAUCGUCCGUGUAAACACUAAAUCCGAUCAUGACUCUUUAACCUGACUCUGCAACCUUUGACAGAACGGUAUAAUAUGUAAAUGAGGGCGCCCUCUAGUGACAACAUUUAACAGGGGGAAAACUCCUGAAGUGGAUGGAGUGAGCCACUACUGCGUUUGUUGACAGCACAGGUGGAAAUACAACUCUUCAUCUGCGGUUGUUUUAGUGAAAUUAGACAACUCAGCGCAUGUCCGAAUGCUUCUAAUCUGAAUAAAGCUUGGUGCACGUAAACCAACGUCAUGAUUGGAUUAUUUGAUUUUGCGCCCAUAAAAAUAGUGGAUUUAUAUUUUCCGAUCCCUCAAAUUUUUAAUCGGAUGUAGAAACUUUGCCCAUGAAAACAUGGCAACUGUCUCGCCAGAAAUGAAGCUUAUGAAUGAAAGAGGACAGACUCCAUCAAUGAACCUCGGCUCUUAAUAAAAUCAGCAGUUUUACCUACUUAAUCUGAUGAAUUCUGUGUUUUUAUUCUUUAAUUUGCUCUAAAUUUCACAGCCUAAAAAUACUAAAUGCUGAUCUGAAUGAAAACACGAUCACAGAGUUUUUCUCCGUCUCCAGGAAUGAUCCAAGCUCUCGGUGGUUUCUUCACCUACUUUGUGAUUUUGGCUGAGAACGGCUUCCCUCCAGCCUCCUUAGUGGGCAUCCGCAUCAACUGGGACCACCGUGAUGUCAAUGACCUGGAGGACGCCUAUGGGCAGCAGUGGGUAAGGAGUGAGACAUACAGGAUUCAUAACAGCAGACCUCCUGAUAUAUUCCUUUUAUAAUGUAUGAUGUGUGUGUUUUCACCCGGCAGACCUAUGAGCAGAGGAAGAUCGUCGAGUUCACCUGCCACACCUCCUUCUUUGUCAGCAUCGUGGUCGUCCAGUGGGCCGAUCUGAUCAUCUGCAAGACCAGGAGGAACUCUCUGUUCCAGCAAGGCAUGAAGUAAGAUGUUAGACGGAUCGUUAUAGAGAUUACUGUCAUGAUUGUGACGUUUUAAAGGUUUUCUUAAUUAUCUCAACUCUCUCCUUUCUGUCCCACAGGAACAGGAUCCUGAUUUUCGGCUUGUUUGUGGAGACGGCUCUGGCUGCCUUCCUCUCCUACUGCCCUGGAAUGGACGUGGCUUUGCGCAUGUACCCCCUGAAGUACGCUCUGCAUAUGCAUGUCUCCACUGAACCAUAAAAUAACCUCUUAAGGACCUAAUAGGCCGCCAUUAGCCUGUCACUCCGGACUUUAAAUGAAGUCUGUGAUCUUCUUAAACACCACCCUGUUAUCCUUAAUAUUCAAAAAUGGCUGCAAUGAAUUUAACAAUUUGACUGUGACUCACACUGCAACUCUAUCCAUCCCCACCCCUUUUAUACUCUUCCUCUCAGGACCCUGUGGUGGUUCUGUGCCUUCCCAUACAGUCUUCUCAUCUUCGUUUAUGAUGAGGUCCGUAAAUUCAUUCUGAGGAGGAGCCCUGGAGGUAAGCGCGUAUUAAGAGAAGCCCAGAUUAAAAGGUUUCAACCCUCUUUGUCUUGUUAAUAAGCAGGAAGAGAAAAAAAAAAUACCAGGUGAUGGUGAAGUGAUUGACACGCCUAUCUCAGGAAGCACAUGUACCAGACCCUUCCUACCAUCCUCUCUCAGCCGUCUGUCCUUGUUAAAAGGAAGAGAAAAAAAAAAACCUUAAAGUUGACUGUCUGCUCCGUUGAGGACGCGCUGAUUGACAAAGUCGCCACAGCUCCGCUCUCCAGGCGUGACCUGGAGGAUCCCCCAGAGUAUUUGACAGAUAGAGACACGAAGGGAAAGAUCAAGUUCAAUGUCAGACCAAAAAUAAAGGUUAGACGGCAAAUUAAAUCUCAUUUUUAAUUAGCUUACCAGUUUUCAUAGAAAUGCUGAACACCAGAUGAGUACAGAUGUCUAAUCAGUGAGCUUUGGUGAACUCUGAUAGAACACAAUAUGAUGGUUUCUUAUACGACAUGGCUCGAUAUGGUAUGAGGCAUUUGAUUAGACACACAACUACAUGAUAUGAUGAAAUCUGAAAAUACAACAUACAAGACUGAAGAUGUGACAUGAAACCAGAGAAUACAAUAUGAUUUCACACAACAUGGUGCAGUGCUGUAUGAUACAACCUUCAAUAACAUACUGUAAUACAAUACAAAAUGACAACGUAUGAAAACAUGAUAUAUAGUAUCUAAAAACAUGAUAUAGUGUGAUUUAAAAUGAAUAAAUAAGACGAUACAACAGGUAACAGUAUAAUUCAAUACAACAUGGUGUAACACUGUAUGUUGAGAGAAUACUGAGGUCGCUUUCACACCAGAGCUGUUUCGUCGCUUUAAACGGACCAGAGUUCGUUUCCUCGGAUAGUCAGCUUCAUUUGGGCAGGUGUGAAAGCUCACAAUACAAUACAAUAUAGAAUAAUAUGAUACAAUACAGUAUGACAUCAUAAUACAAUACAAUACUGUAAAAUAUGAAAAGAUACUUUACAGUGAGACAUAACACAGUACAAUAUAAUACAAUACAAAUGGUAUGAUACAUUAUGAUUAGAUACAACAGAAAGUAGUAUAAUCUAGUGUGAUAUGAUGUAGUUUGAUAUAAUGUAUCACAGUUUGGUUUGAUACUGUUUAUUAUUGUAUGAUAGAAUGCAAUACAAUGAUACAAUAUAAUGCAAUGUGACAUGAUACAUUAUGAUAGAUACCAAUGCACUAUGAAUGAUAUGAUACUAAAUGAUACAAAACAGUUAAAUUUGUUAUUACAGGAUAUAUUAGAUAUGAUAUAAAGUGAUACUAAACAGUUCAAAUUAGUACACAGUGUGAUUUGACUCAACAGGACAAACAUUAGAGUAUCUGAGAGGACACUUACUGUAAAUCAGGAUCUAAAAUAAUAACUAUCACACUCUGCUUAUAUUCUGUGUGCACUAAACUGUGUUUCUUAUUCCUAUAAAAAUCAUAAUUAACUCUUGUUUCAAUGACAAAAGAGACUUAAAGCUGCAUCUAUCGCGGUGCAGCUGCAAACUCUCAGGCAUCCCACAAUCCACCUAAUGUCGAACAAUCCUCAUGUGUUCAGAGCUGCAGCCUCAGCAACACUUGACUGAUUACUGCUUGUCUUCCAGGUUUGAUUUCUGACAAAAUAGCAUGUAAAUGUCCUGCUGUCUGGCAGUUUGCGCGGUAAUUCCAUUUGAUAAAUAGAGCAUAAAACGGUGACGAACACGCAUCACCACUGGAAUCUAAUCUGAUGUGAUUUUUAGGGCCAAGAGCUGCAGCUGCACGGGUGUCAACCAGAGCCCUCUGUAAACACAUCUCCAUAUAUUUAAGCUGAAAUCACAAGAUUUUGUCCCAUUUUGUUGAUAGACAGAGAGGGAGAAAUGAAUUCUUCCAACAAUACAGGGACUGAUAAUAAAACUUUGAUCAUUUCAGUGAGUCGUACAAGUCCUUGGGUUAAACUGAUGGCUUGUCCGCAGACCCUGCAAACCCCCAGUGUUGCACAUAGCGCAGUUUAGGAAACACCUGCUCCUUGAAUCUGAUUAAAACCAAUUUGAGCAGAGAAUCCAGCGUCACUGUUCACAUGAGCGCAAAUAAAAAGACCUGAUUAAGGCUUCAAGCUUUCGAUCAGAGUGAAAACAUUUUUACUCGCACAGAGUUGUUCUGCCGGUCUGAUGUGCCAAAAUAACAGAAAUGUUGUGAACAAACAUCAUCGUACACAUUGUGUUUCAGAUUAAAUGAAAAGUGCAGUGUGUGUUAUUUCCCAGCAUUUGGCAGAACCCGGCAGAGCGGGCACACCUGGCUCUUAAAGGGAAGAGAGCAGACACACUGAUUGGUUUGAUUCAUUUUACGCUCAAAUCACAACUUGGCAUAAUGAAGGGACUUUAUUCACCCUCUUUGCGCCCCGAGCUUGGAUUGUGUGCCACUUAACUAGCAAAAUGUGAUGCUAAUGCAAGGAGAGAGAGAGUGGGGAGUGACAUAAGGGACAGGAGCCACAGACUGGAGGCAAAACCUGGGCUGGUCCCUUAAAGGUGGGGUAGUCAGGAUCUGAGGAAGUUCCAGUUUUUAGGAGAAAUCUUGAAUGUAAACUCUACCCCUCCCGACCAGUUUUCCCCUCAGCUCCUCCUCCUUGCUCCAGCAAGCCCCGCCCACAAACAGACGCUCCUGCUCGCUCGUAUCGUUCCAAUUAAAUUCAGAUAUAAUGCAGAUAAAUACUUCAGAUAAUUACAAAUGGGGCCCAAAAUGGGUUUGUUAGGAGAGAAGACGCUUUUGCGAGUUGAAGCUGAGUUAUGAGGAGCUUGUCCUUGAAGGCCACCGUAGCUUGUGGAGCUUCACCAGAGGAGGGGUGAGCAAGGGAGCGUUUUAAACAAGAUAGGACCACUGGACAUGGCUUUACUUUUAAAGUUUUUAUAUCUGCAGGAAAAAAAGUUGACUCGCUCCCACAAUAUUUCUCAACCGGUAAUGUCGGGUCAAGCGUUUACAUGGAAACUGAUUCAAAAUAACAACGGCAAACACCACCCAUCUUGGAUGGAGGGAAAUUACACCACUUUUCUCUGACUGAGGUUUUUACGUGAUUUUUAUUUUGAUCAGGCUAUCGGUGUUUCGUGUAAACCCUCUCAAUGGUCUAUUAUGGACACAUUUAAUGAUUCUCCUCUCGUGCUGAAGAUAAAAAUCUAUAACAGUAUAGAGCAGGAGGAAUGUCUAACAUGAAGCCAGCAGUCUGUAUAACCUCUGACAGAUCAGAGAACACGUGUAACACUUGCACCAGAAAAUAGACCACACCUGUCCGACAACAGCAGAAGGAGCAGCGAAUGAUGAGAGAGGAAAUGAAACCAGGGGCUGAUGAAGACUCUCCAGAUCCGCCCCAGAGAUCCUCCACAUGAUACAGCUACACUACAAUAGCUCCGAACCUGCUCUCUGCCACAACGCUUCAGCUGCGAGGAGCGAGACACAGAGAGACAAAUACAAUUUAUCGUGACAGUUAAUCAUUUCUGUUAAUCUGUGUGACACGGGUGGCUGAUCAAAGUCUUCGGAGUUAUAAGGGGAUUCAUUUGGAAAUGUACAGAGACAAAGGCAAUGAGAUGAAUACAAAUAGACCGAAACAAAAAGGAUUUUAUGAAAUCUGCUCGCCUGUCAUUUCGGUCUCUGACACUUUCCCCUCUCUCUGUCUCUUUCUCUCUUCCAGGUUGGGUGGAGCAGGAGACAUAUUAUUAACAUUCAGAAAAUGUCAGUUUGAAUUGUGGCUCUGUGAUUGUAUGUGUGUGUGUGCGCGUGCGUGUGUGUGUGGAUGUGUGCAUGUAUCCUUGUGUGCCUGCAAGAGAGAGUGGAUUCGUGUGUGUGUGUGUGUCUGUCAGUUGUAAUAUUGCAUGGAUCAGUUCACAAAUCUGAUUAUCAUAAGAGUACUGCUGAAAAUAGGCUUUUGAUUGUGCUUUGAGUUUUUCCCUCUUUGUUUUCUUCUGAAAACAUUUCCAGCAGAACCGCGGUAUUGUACACCCAUGUGCCUUAUGUCAACUGUUAUCUCAGUGAUGUACCCUGGCCUGUUUGGCUGUAGAGUUACGCCAAAUGUGAAAUGUACCAAAUAAAAUGUAUUCCAAAACA
Messenger RNA from Xyrichtys novacula (pearly razorfish), 69312 nucleotides. The record is from the annotation of a GenBank genome assembly. NCBI's taxonomy places the organism in Eukaryota, Metazoa, Chordata, Actinopteri, Labriformes, Labridae.